CAUAGAGAAGCACAGAGGGCUGGGAGGGCUUAGAUGUGUUUGAGACACCAAGGCUGUGGGAUUCUGCCUGGCUCUUGCAAGGGAUUAUCAGCAAACUGGAGACUUCAACUGGAUCCUGAACCUCAUGAGAACUGCAAAUAAGAAACUGGGGGAUAUCUGGCAGUCUGUUUAGGAACUCACUCACUAGCUGAGUGUUACUCUCAGCAAGCUUGUUGUGAGCCAAGUUCUUGGAACUCUAGGACCUGUCAGCAAUGAAUGAGGGUUUGGUCACUGGCUUUUGCUGUAUUGCAUAUUUUAAUAUACAACAAUAAGAUGCUUUGCAGGUGCAAAUAAGGGGAGGUUUAUUUGUCACCCCCCCCAAAAAAAAAAAACCAAAAACCUCCAGCUUUUAUCCUUGAAGACCAUGGCCAAGCAGGUCCUGAGCCAAGGAGGAUCUGCAGAAGAUCUGAGCAAGCUUUCAGAUGAGGAGCUUAUGAGGUGGAGCAAGGAGGACAUUGUGAAGAGGCUGAGAAAAGUGGAGACUGAGAAGAUAAAUCUGAUGGUGGAGCAUGGGAACCUGAUGAAGGAUGUGAACAGGAGGCUGCAGGUCCACCUGCAUGAGAUCAGGGGAUUGAAGGAGGUCAACCAGAAACUUCAGGAUGAUAACCAGGAGUUGAGGGAGCUGUGCUGUUUUUUGGAUGAUGACAGGCAGAAAGGCAAGAAACUGGCUAGGGAAUGGCAGAGGUUUGGGAGGCACACUGCCAGUGUCAUGUGGAAAGAGGUCGGGGCUUACCAGCAGAAGCUCAAGGAGCUGGAACUAAAGCAGGAGUCCCUCGUGAGAGACAAUCUGGAACUCAAGGAGAUAGUUAUCAUGAUGGAUGAGGAGAGGAACGGUGCUGGGUCCAGAAGCUCCAUUGAUAGUCAAACCAGUUUGACUAAUUUGAAUGGGGGGUCUGGCACUAGAGAUGUAGGAGAUGGAAGUAGCACAUCCAGCACGGGCAGUGCAGGAAGCCCUGACCAUCACCACCACCACAUCCCUCACUCUAAACCACUGGAGAACAAAGCUGGCACUAUCAGGAGGUCUGCAGAUGACUUGACCACCCAACCUCACCACAGGAGUAUCCCUAAUGGUCUUAAUGGUGAGUCUAUCCUGCUCCUUUUCCAAUCACUCUUUUAGGCUUGUUACCCUGGUAAUCAGAGUUGUAACUUCUCAGGAACAAAAUAACGCUGUCGUUAAGAUACCAUGCGGGGUAGAUGGGAGAUCAGUUGUACUAAAUGUUUUUAAAUAAAUAAAUGUGUAUGUAUAUAUUUAUUUUAACGGUAUUAUUGUUGUAGCCUGGAGGAAAAAAAAUGUUUAUUUAAAAAUAAACAAAAGCAGGAAGAUGUUGCAUUUGAAAGUGACAGCAUGUACAUUUUUGUUGUGUUUAAUUAGCAUAACCUAACCUCCUUAAAUGCAUGGGGUUUUUUUGUUUUUAUUGGGCAAGGUUUAGUAUAUAGGUCAAUUUAUUUGUACAGCACUGAUGAAUAUUUUGUCUUUUUGUGUGUAAAUGCACAAUUUCUAACCGUACAGAGGAAAUUCUUAUAAAUGUGUUCUAAUGGACAUAGCAUUAAUAUCUGUUGGUUUCUAUAGCAAUUACUUAAUUAUAUUACUCCAUUUUCCACACACCUGACAAUCCUCCAUGUUGUAAGUAUGUACUAUGUUUUGUGUAUGUGGUGUCACAUUAUCUACCUGUCAUGUAUUAAAUCUGGGUUUGCCUGGAAAACCAAGAGCGUUUCGGAAUUCAGGAGUUUGAAUUGUGAUAAUUCAUUGGAAGGGUUAAUGUAUAAGGAAUUUAUAAUUUGAAAAGUUGGGAAAGUGGAGCGGUUGCCAUGGAAAUCAAUGAAAUGUUACUGCUGAUUGAUCCAACUUUUGCCUCCAGAAUUGCUCUCAAUAAAUAAUUACAAUUUAUUUAUAUAGCGCCAACAUAUUCUGCAGCGCUGUACAAAACAUGAUUGACAUACUGGAACAGUUGGUAAAUGGGGCCCUGCCCCAACAAGCUUGCAAUCUAAAACCUCCGUCCCGACUAUAAAGGAAGGGGUUCUCAGUGAUUUUCAAAUUUAAGGCUAAAAUAGCGAAACUGGAAAAGUCAGCUGUGCAUCUAGUUCGGCUACUAUGGACUUAAAUCCCCGACAAUAUUCACUUUAGUGAAUAAAUCGGUUUUAUUUGAUGUAACAGGAUGGAGUAGACUCCUUUUGCUGUCUGAAGGUAGCUUAACAGUUGCUUCUGUACUAUAAAUCCCCAAAUCAUUAGUCGGAUCAUGGCAGGUCAAAUACUGGCUGAUUGUCAUGGGAGUUACCAUUUUUAAAACGUAACUGUUGCUUAUUCCUAUGCAAAGGCAACAGUUUUAGUAAAUGUUCUGUUUAAAGAUAUCCCAUACUGUAAUCAAAGACUUCAUACAUUUCUGUAUUUGCAACUUCUGCUGGGCAUCUCUCCAAUGGAUGUACUACUCCUGCUGCACUGUAGUGAAAUGCAUUCUCUCUUUACCCAUUAGAUUACCACCUGAAAACUCCAGAUCAUGGCACCUUGUUGGAACUUUAAAAAAAAAUAAAUCAAUAUUUGCACAAACAAAAGUCUGCUUGCAGAUUCUAAAACCAGUUGUGGAUACAGGGGAGGGUGUUCCAGCAAAGGUGGUAGAGGCUUUUAAUUAACCAUAAAGGAAUUACCUGGGAUUGGCAUAAGGCUGAUCUGGCUCAGAUAUGCAGAGUGGCUUUUCUAUGCUGUCAAAUAUCCAUCUAUAUUCUGUCCUCCUGAGAUUUAGAGGGUUCCCCCCCCCCUUCUUUUUUGGGAGGGUCAUGUAUAAAAUCUUUGUUGAAGCACAGUUUUCCCAUCUCCUGUCUGAUCGUGUGGAUUUUUUUUCAGAGGUAAUUAGACAAGCUCAUAAAACAUUAAGUAUUCAUUCAGAAAUACUUGAUGUAUAUUAAAAUUCAAGCAGAUUUAGUGCCAUGCAAAACAUAAUACACAAACCAGAUUUGUAUGGAAGAACAUUAUUAUUCUUGUCUUCUGUGUGUAAACUUUUUGUUGCAUUGUUUAAGAUCAUAUAUGCUUCAGCUAUUGUGUAUUAACACAAAACUCAGAAUCGUAGCCAGUAAAUGCUUAUUACAGCCGACUUUGAUAAUUUUUCCAGAAUUGCAAUUUUUGCCUAAAUAUUGACAUUAUUUAAAUUACUACAUACUACAGUUUAGUGAAUAUCCCAGUAUGCGAUUUGUGAUUUUUAAUUUUAUUAUUUUUAUCCAGGGUUAAUGGAAAGAUUUUUUUUUUUCCGAUGAAUGAAUGGGUUUUCAGAGUAUACAGUAAAAAAAAAAAUAAUUGUGUCGUAAACGUGAGUAAAAAAUGUAUGCUAUCAGAGAGGUGCUGUUUAUAGCGUAUAUGUAAGGAUUUACCAAACUUUCAAUUGUAGUGGAUUGAAAAGUGAACAACAAUUUUUGGGCAGGAUUGACCAAGCUGCAACUAUCAAUGAGUAUUAGAGUUAAAACACUGUGUGUUUGUAUUUGCUCUCACAUUACACAUCUAUGUUACAUUGCUGCUUUCCACUCCAUGUGUACCCAUGUGCUACCCCUUACUUUCUCGCUAGAGAUAUUGCAAUUAGGUGAAAGUGACAGUGUGAAUUGUUGGCCUAGGACCAUGAUGUUGGCAGGUGAGCUGCUAAAUUUGCACAGGGAUUUUGGAGAGUGUAUGGGGAAACCUGCUUCCCCUAAUCUAUUUGCCCUACAUUUUUACAAUUCUGUUUCAAUUUCCCUUUUUAGUGCAUAAAACUCAGUGUUAAGGGUUAGGGUACCCCCAACCUCCAUUAUAAUGCUUUGGGUUGGAGACAAUUUGCCUGUUUGUAGUUAGAGGGUGAAAGCUACUGCCAUGUCUCAGGCUCUUGGAGAUAAUGGGCAGAUUCUCAUGCUGUUGGAGUGAAUUGACAGAUUUGCGGGAUGAAUGGUCAGGGUCUCUGGGUAAAUGGGCUGAUUUCCAUGACUUUAGGGCAAAUGGACACAACAGCGUGUCUGGAUGAAUGGGGUAGGUUCUUGGGGUGACUGGGCAGACUCUCCAACUCAGUCCUGACACAAUUUCUCCAUUGACUUAAAGGAACACUCAAGCACCACAACCACUGUAGUGAUUGUGGUGCUAGGAGUGCCCUGUCUAUGGUUCAAGGAUCUUACACUAAGCACAGUUCCAAAGGUUGUAUGAUUAAUAAUUAACCCUUGCCAUUGUUUAUAAUGCCUGCAUGCUGUAUCUGCUGGUAAGGUGAUAAUUCUAUAGGUAGGAUUCAAACUUCCGUUGUAGUGACAGAGGUCACGUACACUGUACUACUUAUUUUUUGUAGAGGAGGUAGUUCCCUUUGCUGGAUUUAGUUAUCGAAGGUGCGCUGUGUGACAGAAUGGGUGGAACUGCAUCUUUUAAAGUUGUGGAGUACAGGGUUAAUUUACUGGAGGUUAUGUUUGAGGGUCACAUGACAAGCUGGGGUGAAUAGUUUUCCAGGAAACACCAUGCACCAGCCUAUAGGACAUCAUAGGAGAGCUUGGGGUUGUACAUGUAUAAUAUGCAGGUGCAAUGCAUGGAAUCCAGCUAGUCCAGUUGGGAAUAAAUACCUUUAUUGUAAUCGAUCCCCCAUGCAUUGCUUUCUGUACUGUAACCACCAGAUUUGUGUGUAAGCCAAGAUUAACACUUUGUGGCCUGGAGGGGAGAUGCCAGAGUAAAGAUUUAGUGUGUUGGAGCCAGGGUUAGCCCCAUAUGGAAGGAGAUGAAAACCAGAGGGCAAUUUUAGGACCUGAGGGAUAAGCAAAAAAAUCUGAUCUUUUGAGGGCUGGGGGGAUGAGGGGUAUAUGCUAUUGUGAUUUAAAAAAAAACAAUAACAAAGUAUUCUGUGUAAAAUAGGCGCUUAAGUACAAGUGAAUAAAACAGUAAAAAGAAAAAAAAUGCAGAUUCUACACUAAUGUAAAUCUCUCCCUGACGACUCACAAUCAAUCCUGAAAAAGGUAUACGGAGUGUCUUAAACUACCACCAAGUGCAUAUAGUAGAGCGCUAAAAAGCAUACUUACCCUUACACAAAAGGGGGUGUGGUAAACAGCAAAGACUAAACAAAAAAAAAAGGAACCAUAUGGUGCAAACUAGUCUAUAGGUAAGUAUAUUAAUCCACUAUAUUAACUCCUGUCAUGGCUGGACCUAUGACAAGAGUCUAGGUUAACGCUCUGAGGGGAAAAUGGGGACAGCUGGCGACUAUGGGUUUAGCCCUUUAAAGCUCAAGGGAUAUGGGCACAGCCUGUUAACCCUUUUGAGACAUGAGCAUAAAGAUUUGAUUAAUCGAUUGAGAUACUGAGAGAUGAGAGAACAUAAAUGGCUUAGUACAGGGCUUAAUGGGUGAACAUAAUGCUAGGGCUAAUCAUUUGUAAAGGGUUGUUACAUUUUGUUAAGGCAAAGCAGAGACUUCUUAUUAAUAUGAAUUUCUUCCGGCCUAUCUUGGGCCAUCCGGAGGUCCUGUUUAAUUGAAAAAUCUGUUAUAGUUGCUAUCAAUGGAUCCGGGUUAUCAGGAAAUAUAUUCUCAGCUGUUGUAGACCUACAACACCCAUGAUGCUUUAAUGUCCUUAAUAUCAGGAAUCAUGGGAGGUGUAGUUCUGCAACAGCUGCCAAACCAUGACAAGUCUUUAGGUUUAGGUUUAGUGGUUAGUAGGAUGUGCUUUCACCCCACACACACACACACACCCCCCUUUUUCAUUUUAUUUAUUUUUUUAUGCUACUUUCUAGAGAGGGAUGCAAUUGUAACCUAUUCUACCCCGAAGGAUGAGUUUUUUUUUUUUUUUGUUUUUUUUUGUCUUUGGUUUUUUAAUUUAUUUUUAUUUAUUUUUUUAUUUGGGGGCCGUUUUGAUCAUUUUGGAUGGGAGUUUACCGUAAGACCGAAGGAAAUGAAAAGUGUAGAGGAAAUUACUUUCACCAGAAUGCUUGUCAUGAGAUUUCAAAUAUCUUGCAUCGCUUCAAGGAAUGAAAUAUUUUACAUAGGUACAUGAAUGAAAUUUGUCAUAGAUCCGACUUGCUAAAAGGAAUUCCAAUAUAAGGGGAAACUUUUUUGUAGAGCAAACAGAUGUGUUUUAUUAUAUACAACUUUAACCUGUCACGUGCCAAAGUGCUGUCCUAUCAGUUGCAUUCCUGCGCGUAAACUAAUGGGGACCAUGUUUAACUUCACUGUUCUGGGUGUAUGGGAUCCCUUGUCUUCUGAAUUGAAAGGAUUAAUAAUGUGUCUUAUUUGAAAUAGUGUGGAAACCUAAAAUAAGAUUGAGAUAAAACAAAAAAAUAAAUCCUAAAAGGGUACCCCACUCCUUCAUUCGUUUUUUAUCCUGUUUUUAUCUUAUUUCUUUCAUUAAACCUUUCUGUUGACUUCUCUACCCAGUCUUUCCUAUGUAAUUUUGUUGGGCAUGUUGUAGUUAUUCAGAUUACAUUGCUUGUUUAAUACAGGUUCUGUGCCAUCUGAUUUUUAAUUUUUUUUUUUUAUUUGAUUUUAUAUCUGAUUUUUUUUUUAAUUAUGUUUUGUAUCUGUGCUCCUUGUCUAUUCCUAUGUCUGAUUCAUUCUGCUAAAACUUGUGAAAACUUUAAUAAACACUUUAAUUACAAGGUAUACAUCUUCUAAAGGGAAACUGUCACAUCACUGUUUAUUUUAUCUUAGGUUUACUUAACUUUUUAUUUUACAAAUCUGUUUCAGAGAAGUCUGAAAAAUAAAAUUUACUCCAACCCACUGUAGUGGUUACGAUGUUAUGAGUAUCCUGACCCUGUUUCCCAGUAGUGGGGCAAAGCAUUUUGCAAUGACUUGCCAUCUUACCUGGGCCCCCAAUUGCCACUGACACCUGACUUCUGUAGAGUUGCAGAAACCAGAAGUCGAUCAUGCUGGCCAUCCAGUAAAUGAUAGGGUCAGCUGACCAUUCUUAGCCAAUUAAUGCAUUUCAGCACAUGCAAAUAUGCACAGAAUUGACAUUGUCCCAGGCUGGCUAACGAUUCCCCUAUGACGCUCCCAGAGGUGGAGUUACACUUUUGGCAAAAAAGUUAUGUAUGUGCAGCGUUUCAGAGUGGAGUAACUUUUUUUUUUUAAAUGUUGAAAUUGCUGUAUUUAUCCUCAGCUGCCUCCAUCUCGGCUCUCUUUUUGUUAUUAUAAAUCCUGCCUUUUUCUAUCAUUGAACAUGGUAUAGUGAGGUGGAGCGAAGAUAAACCAACAAUGUUUUGGUGGCUUUUUUUUUUUUCCCUCCCUCCGAUGCAUUGUUUGCACUGGCUGUGCCUGAACUAAACCGGAUUCUGAUUUCAACUGCUAAAUCUUCAAUGUACAUUUAAAAGCUAGCGGGGCAUCACUUGAAUAAAAGGUUGACAGAAGUUUUAUAUGAUAUUCAGUGUAUUUUCUAUAAAAAAAAGUGCCAAUUCCCUUUCCUUCUCUUUACACUCUUGGGGUAACAUAAAUGGCAAGAUAUACUUGUGAUAGAAAAUCAACUUGACUUAAAGUUGAAGAGCCGACAGCUCAAUGUACAAAAGCUUUUGAACUUGUCAUUCCUGGAAGGUUGAAAUGCAGAUUAUAGCACAGCCCACAAUCAUUUCGGAUUCUUUAGAGAGUUGUCCUUAUAGAAAAAGGGAAAGCAAAACUAUUUGGCACCAGUUGGCUGUGAGUAAGCACAGGCCGAAGGUCGGCUAGCAACUUUGCCACCCUAAGGCUGUUAACCCUUUAGUACAAUCAGGGAAUUAUCGGUGCUUUGAAACCCAAAAAGGCUUGAGCAGCAUAAAACUAUCUCCCCAUAACUUCACAUCACAUGGAUGCCAAGAUCAAUUUGUCAGCAGAUCCAUAAUAUUUUAUUAAUGAAAAUAUCUGAUUGCUAUGCACAGUGGCAAAUGUAUAACUCAAAGUAAAUAUUUGUAUUUGUUUAUUGUUCGAUAUCGUGGGUUUUUUUUAAGAUGGAAGCUGGUUUUUAAUUUUUUAUUUAUUUUGUAAAAAUUUUUUUUUUUUUAAUUUUUUUUUUGUGAGUUAGCAUAGUGGACUAAAAUUCCAUUGACUUAUUCAAAUGCUGCAACAUCCCUGACAUUAACCCCUUAAGGAACAAACUUACAAACUUACAAACUGGAAUAAAAGGUAUCCCCUUCAGGGGUUAAAAUGGUUAAUACUAAAAUGUAUCUACUGGUAACGACAUGAUGUUGGCUGCUAUCCUGUAUAUGUUACUGGCAUCCUGUUACGUGUCUCCAUGCAGACAUAUUAAUUAUGGUUUUGUAUUUAGACAGGAGUUAAUCCUGAAUUAGGCCUCUCUGCUCUCACUGGCGUCGGAUCUCUUAUAAGUAACGCUCCUCGGCAUGCAGUGAGGACUUUAAUAUCAAUGUUGUGUGAUUCGUAAUGUGUUCUGUUGAAGAGGGCUUGUUGCAAAGUACUGACAGCAAACUGUCGCUAGUAAUUUUCAUUACUUUACUCUAACACACAUGUGCUCUUGGGUAGCUCCGGGGGAUAGUUUUGUUUUAAUAAUGAGUGUGUCACCAUGGUAACACUGAGGUUUUUCACAGUGCUAUGUAUUCCCAUAUAAAAUGACUUUGUCACCUUGAGUUGUAACUACAGAUGUUUUAAAAAUGUACAUCAAAUUUAGAUCAAAAGAAAUUUGUUUUUACUUCUCACAAUUUUAAGAAAAUGUUGCAGUAAAUCGAUCGAUUAUCAAUUUUUUAAAUCGGGGAGCUAAGAGGCUUACUUUUUGGCCAACCCAAUUUUCCAUUUUUAAAGUAUAUCUCUACAGAUAUCCAGUCAGUUUACCUAACUCCCUGGGCUGUAUUUUUAAGUAACAAGUUUGACUCUCCCUGACAUAAAUCAUUCCCUCCGUUAUACUUAAAUAAAAACUCUUGGCACAUUCAUUCCGUGCAGUGGUGACCCAUAUCUACUUCCCAGAGCACGUAAUAUUAUGCUCUGAGCGUGUCGGAGAACACUACACACAUUCCCUUUGGGAUUUUUAUUGAUCUCAUUUACAGCUCCAUCAUACUAAUCCCAAUCUUUAACCUGGUUUAUCCAUAAGCGCCAGUAGAUUAAAACAUUUUUUUUUAAUUUUUUUUUUUAUAGUGAUUCAAUUCUUUUGACUGUUUUUAAACAGUUAAUCAGGUCGUGGAAAAUGGCUGGAUCUAUGAUAUAGAGUUUUUACUUCUGCUAUAUCUGAAGUGUUGCUGUGCACUUAAAAGCUUUGGUGUUUAACGCCUUCUCAGAUAGUACAUUUUGUGGAUGGUGGGGAGGCAAUCCUUAAAUGUGGAGUCCGUAGCAGGGAGUUGGGGGAACUGUAUCUCCCCUCUGUCGUGCUAUUCUCUAUAUUGUAACAAGGUGCAUCAGAGAAGGAGCCUGCACGCCAGAGUGCCAGGUUUUUGUAUGUUGAAAUAGAGCACUAUUCUUGAACCCCAAACUUACUAAUGUGCACCUCUGUAAUUUCAGCUUUCAUAUCUGAAUAAGUUCUGGGCUCAAAAUAUUAUUAAAGGGAUGCCGUGUCAGUGCUGCACAGUGUGCCGCACUGGUGUUCAGCGUCUCCACGCUCUGCAUGGAGGCACUGAGCAAUCCCCAUAAAUAUGCAUUCAUUCAAUGUAUCUCUAUGAAGAGAAAUGCCGAUUGGUGCAGUGUGGCACUUUGCAACUCAUGCGCAAUAGCCUCCCAAUGCUUUCCUAUGGGAAAAGCAUUGGAUUGGCUGAGAUCAUCAAAAUUGAUAAUCUCAGCCAAGGAAGCGGAGCCAGCCGCGGUGAGACAAGCUCGGUGUGGGAGAAAAGGUGAAUAAAAUCCAAUUAAAUGGCUCACACUUUGUCCUCCGAAGGUUGACUUUUUGAGAUGACCUGAAGAAUUAAACUUUCAGCCACAAGCAAUAGGCAAUAGAAGUACUGUAACCAUAACCACACCGCUAUCUCACCAGCUUUCCUGAAAAUUAACAGGUAGGAAGAGAAUGACUGGAGCACAGUACUAGAACAGUUGGAGGUCUUGCCUACUCGUAUCAUAUUUUUUGUAAGGGGAGGUUUGGUUUUCUGCAAAAGAGCUCCCAGAUGGCAGUUUUAUUGCUGUUGGCAAAACAGGAGUUACAUCAAACAAGUGUCUGCAAAUGUUGUUUCACAUAUACUACACUUGUAAUGGCAGCAACUUCUACCAGGCUUUUACACAAAAAAAGGAAAAAAUACAUUUGCGCAGAAUAGGAGCUGACCCAUUUCUACAAAUAGAUCUCUCAUGGCAGAGCAACUCGCAUUGUCUUAGGGAAUUUUAGAUUUGAGCGAGUGCUGUAGCAGAGGCCAGGAUGGAUCGCGUUCUGUAUAUUCCUCUGCAGCAGCAGAAAUAUUCUUGAGUAAAAAUGCUCCUACCUUCACUGUUCAGGGAGCGCUGUCUGUUCUCAUUACUGUCUUCAGGUUAUGUGUUCAUGAAAAAUAAAUAAAGCAUAAUCUGUAAAAUGUAUACGUUUCCUUAGCUGCUAGAGAGCAAAUGAAGAAUCUGAAAAGUGUGUUUGUUGUGGAAUCCUCAAAGACGUAUACAGUAAGCUGACGUUUUUAUGACGAAUUGUAGGUCAAAAUCACCAAAUUGGCGAAUUUUUUUUUUUAUUUUGUUGCCUAUUCUCUUCCAAUUUCUUUACAAUUUCCAGUUUGGGUAUUAGAACAUAAAGGAAUUUAUUCACUUAAAAAAAAAAAAAAAAAAUUUCUCCCAGAUUUCAGACUAAAAUUGUCAAGCUGUAACUACAGUAUUUUGAUGAUCUCUUCCUCCCCCUCCCAUAUUGGCUAUUUUUCCCUUAAAUUUGGAAAUCUGUUUUCAUUUUGUGAUUAAGCUCUAUUGUCUUAUUUUGUUUGAGAUUGUGUGAAUUUAAACACAACGUGCUGUGACAAUUGGCUAUAUUUUUUUAUGCCCAAAUAACAGGAACCUAGUCCAAUGCAAAGCUGCUCAUGUCUUUUAGAGGAUUGCCUCCUGGGUCUGAUGUCUCAUACCUUUUUAAAGCAACACUAUAGGCACCCAAACCACUUUAGCUAAUUGAAGUGGACUGGCUCUGCCAGUUUAACGCAGUGUAACCCUGAAGUUGUAUUCCAGUUAUUAAACUGCAAUAAUUACUAACCAGGGUUAAAUCCACCUCUAGCUUUAUUUAUUAGAGGGACUUCCGAGUGGUUAGGCGACUUUUGCAUGACAUCCUUACACUUUGCAUGAGGACAUCCGCGUCACCCAAAGCCCCAUAGUAAAGCAUUAUACAAUGAGGGGCACUAUGGACAGCUAUAGUGCUAGGAAUACAAUUUUGUAUUCCUAGCCUAUAGUUUCUCUGUCAAAUUUUCUGUUUUUGUGUCUUUUUUUUUUUUUUUUUUAAUUUAAUGCAAUAAAUUAUGCCAUAAUUCACAUUUUCUUCUGGCAAUACCGUGACUAUGCGCUCUUGGCUGAUCAGGGAAUUUAUACUGACGUUCAUCCACCUGUACAAAGAUUUUGAGUGUAAUGUUGAGUGACAUCCAUAUGUAUAGCGGUACAGGGAGCUGUGGACAGAUUGAGGAAGCAAUAGUGAGAGUGGGUGAAAUGGAACUGAAAUGGUUUUGGUUAACCCGUCAUGGUACUGUAAGGGGUGUAAGAAAAGUAUUGUCUAUCAAGAAAUGAUGGCGGCAGGAUAAAUGGGCUUGUUUGCUGUUGUUUAAUGUGUUUAUUGUUGUGAUUUAUCAGAGUGAAAGGUGUUGUUUUUUUUUUUUUCUUCAAUAAAACAUUUGGACAUCUAUUUCCUGCCUCUAUUAGAGGUUUCUCCCUCUCCAGAAUGUGUGUGUAUGUAUGUGCACGCACGCGUAACACCUUAUUGACGUGACUUGGGUGCUGUCUGUCAGCACCCAAAAUCCAGCUUCUUAAAGGAUCACUUCAAACACUAUAACUAAUAAUGCUGCAGUGAUUAUGGUGCCAGUGGUACCUGCCCCCUCUCCCCCUCCCCAAAUGCAAGUUGAAAGUAAUUAAUAAAUCUAUUUUAGAACGGUUUGACAUCUUGCUUGGGGUCUGCUGAGCUCUGCACCCCACCUUCAAUACAAUUGACAGUGAAACAAAAUCUGAGAUUGACAGAGUGACCAGCCGAUGUGCUCAGCCAAUGAGCUAGAUCUGCACUGCAGGGCUUAGCUCAGGAGAGCCAACGGAAACUUCUUAAACAGUUUAGCUACUUACAAUGGGGGAGAGAGUUACCAUUGCACUCCUGGCACGGAAUCACUGGAGCAUUCUGUUGUGGCUAUGGUGUUUAGAGUGUUUCAUUAAUUUCAUGUUUAUUGUACAAAGGUCAUACACAUUUAUAGGCAAGGAUAGGUUGUGAGUGCUUAGGGAGGACUGGAUCAGUGCUCUCAGGCUAUCAUUGCUAUCUAAGGUUGGACAGCUUUCUGCAAUUACUUCUGCAUAAUCUUGGCAGCAGCAGAGUGCCUGGAGUUUGAUUGCUGGGAGCACCCUAUUUUUUUCCUUUUCAAAGCUUUGAAAUGUUUUAAAUAAUAACAGAGGGAGUGGACUCAACAAAUGAUUGCACUAUAACCACUACAGUAUGCUGCGCAAUCGUUUUCCGUUUCUGCUUAUCCCCCAAGACAAGAUACAUUCCAUCUUUAUGAUAGGGGAGGAUCGCCUAAACGGGUCCGCAUGCUAUUUUAACCGGAGCUAGGUCUAUAGCUCCCUGUUUGUGAGUGAAUUUUACCAAUUUAUUGUAACAUAGUAUUGCAGUAUUAUACCAUCUACACUAUAUUGGAUUAUUUGUUGUUGUAGGUAUUCAACACAUCGAUUGCUCAAGUUUUUCCGUCUCUUCAAUGUUACCAUAAGGUGAUAACUUAUUGUUUUAAACAUAAGCGCUACAUUCUUCUGUAUUUCAUAUAUUUUAUUUGCAAGUUUGGAAGGUCAUUUGCUUGAAUGUUUAGCAGCUAAUUCUUGUUAUAAUUCAAUUUGGAUAUAUUAUCCUGUAUAUUAAUAUACAUAAGCGCUGGUUCUUAUCCUAAAUUUUCUCUUUUGUUAUCAAACAUAAACUGUAUUGUGUACAAAAAAAUAUUAACAACAUGCACCCCAGUUGAUGUUCUUUAUUGAUUAAAGUGCCUAUUAUGAGGUGACUAAGAUUAUCUUGAAGAAAGAGUGAGUCUCCCCACUUUAUCUUUACGAUUUCCUUGUACAGGGCAAAGACCUGAAUGGAAAAGAGCCGGAAUAAGUGGAAACGUGGGUUAGGGGAAAUGCUAUUCCAGCACCCUCCAAACCCAUCCCCCCCCAAAAAAAAUCUCCCCUCUAGGCCCACUAAAGAGCUGCCCCAUUGGGCUUCCCCCUCUCCCCAAACUAGAUCGAAUAUUGGCAAAGUAUAGAUUAAUAGGAAAAUGUAAAGAAUAUAAGGUUGACUUUGAGAAAAUGUUUUUUUUGUUUGUUUUUCACAGUUUAAGAAUAGGAGCCAAUUUGAAAGAAAUGGCAUAAAACGACAGAGCGUGUCGCAGUGAGUCUCCUUAACCCUUUGAGAUCUGCAAGCUUUAGGUUUCCGCUGGUAUUCCGCUCUUGUCUUGUUCCAAGUUUGAUCGCCUGACCUCCAGGGCUGCGCUUGUUAUCAUCGGAGUUAAAUGCGGAAUGAAAGGCAAACGACACAUGCAAGUUUAUAUUUGGUGUCUUUCACAAGCUGGUUGCAUAACACAGCAAGGUGUGAUGAGAUGACUCAUCGGCCUGCAGAAUGUACCUUGAGAGUGUUCUAAGCCCCGCUGUGAAGCGAUUGUGUUGUAGUUUGUAGGCAGAAUACAUUGGUACGACAGCAGGUAAAAUAAAGGCUUACAAGUAAAACUGUCUAAAAAUCUUUAGCGCUGGAUACCUUCUGCUGUGUCCAGAACUCAUUAAGCUUUUCAAAAUCUGUUUUGCUGUCAUUUACCCUGAAAAGAAUCUGCAGUUUUCUAUAUUGUAAAAACAGUGUUGUCCCUAAAGUUUGACCUCUGGCACGGAAUGACAGGACUGUCAAAAAUUGUUCCUAAUAGGUGUUAAUCUUUUUCCGUCCUUUAGUGCAGUUUGACUGCAUAAAGAAAAUUACUAAUUAACCGCUUUAGCUGAAUUAUUAUUAGUUUUUUGUUGUUUUGUUUUUAAGCAUUUAGGGUGCGUGGCAGAGUUUGAUAGGAAAUGUUAGUCCAAACAGCACAUGGGAAGAUGAUUGAUACUGCCAUACGUUGCAUGUCUCCUUCCUGAUAGAAAUGCUGCAUUUUGUCAGUUUUUCACCUGUUGUGUUAGCGCUGGCAGGAAAUCCGUCUGUUAUUGGGUAAACAUUUUGCUGUUUGUCGUACUUGGCGCCCAUAAGGGAGAGGAACAGAAAAGCUAUUGAUUUGCCGCCUUAACCGUCUGCAUCGCAUUGUGACGUUGGCAAGGAACACAAACUCCUGUCUGCUCCGCACUCUGCUUAUCCUCUUAACUCCUAAUACAUAGCUUAUUGUGGAGACUAUCCAGAACUGGUACUUAAAUAAUCUGAAAUACCAUACCUCCCAAGUGUCCAUAUUUAGGAAGGAAAGUCCCUAUUCUGAGCUGAAAUCCUUCUGACCUUUUUUUAUUUUUUUUCCUAUCAGUUGCAUACUUCUGGUACAUCUGACCUAUUUAAUAUUGGUGUUUCUGUAAUGGGGAAAAAAAAGCAUUGUUGUUGGAUUAAAGGAAGAAAACAUUGAGUAUUUGGUAAAAGAACAAAGCAUUGAGGGCCAUUUUCUAAAAACACCCUCUAUUGGAAGGGUUAAAUGUAAAUAAUUAAUGGUGGUUGGGCGUUAAGGGUAACACAGGAAGUGGAAGGAUUAUCCUUAUGAUUCUAGGAAGCAGGGUGAUUCCCUCUUACCCUCCCAGUUACUGUUGUGUUGAUAUGUGGCUUAACGGUGGGAAGUUCUUUAAGGAACAGAAAGAAAAGCCACUUGAACUAGGUAGACACAUCCAGGUGGAAGAGUAAAAUGGCAGACGUGAGCUUUUGGUUAAGGAGCUGCAGCUGGUGAAGAGUUUAAGUAUUUUGGACAUUAAUUGUUCAAUAAAGCUGUGGCCUAACCCUCUUGGCAGUAUAUAAAGUUGUUUGUCGUUCAUUGUGAGAGUUAUAUGGUUGUGUCUGCUUGCCAUAGUCCUGAACAGUAAAGAAAACAAACAAGGAAGAAGAAAGUAAUUUGCUUCAUCAUGUUUUGCUUUGCACAGAAUUAGUGGCACAUUCAGUACUUUAAAGAGGAAAUGUCACUUCUCUAAAAGUGACAGUACCUCCUUUCCCAACACCAGUAAAAUUUCUACAGCGUUUACUGUAGUGGGGGGGAAAGCAUCAAAGGUAUUUUAAAAAUACAAUCCCUUCCAUUAUAUUUCCACAUUCCAUAUGAUAUCUUUGGUAAGCUCAUUUAUGCACUGGCAUCUACACAAAAAUGCUUUACAAGUGCAUGCAUGCUUGGAUAUGGCAAAUACGGUAAAUAAAAAUGAAAUAAAUAGAAGCUACUAAAGGAAUACAACAGAUAAAGAUUGAAUAGCACAAGCAAUAGCUAACUUUUGGUGCGCCGUUUUAAGUCGUUCUGUGAAUUUUGGCCCAUGCCUAUAGAUUACAACCUGCAUUGUAAUUAUAGUUUGUGUUAGGCAUGUCAUGGUUACGGGCUGUGAAAACUUUGACUUAAGCAGCCCGCAAGCAUGUGUUUCUAUUUUUUUUUUUUUUUUUCUAACCUGUACAAGUGGAUAAAUUUCCUAUUUCGUUGGGUUUUUUUUUUUUUUUUUUCUAACUUCAUCAGGGCCUGUGAUCUGCCAGGACUAACAAGUUCCUGAAGUGGUUAAGCCAGUAUGUGAUAACAAACACAGGCUUGGAACACAAUGUGAAAUCUGAGCCUUCUGUGUCUUAAGGGAAAUUUUGAAAUUUUAAACGGACACAUUGAAAUAAAGACACACAGAGCCUCAUUGAAUGGGUUGGAAUAAAAUCUGUCUCGUAUUGAAUAGACCUGGUCUUGCUGCUGGCCCACGUCCUGUAAGUGAACCCUUAAGCUUAGUAGACUGUGCCUGGGGGAUCACUAAUCCACUGGAAACUAAAGGGUUUAUUCUGGAAUCGAUAGUAGAUACCGGUAACUCCCAAGAGCCCUGCAAAUUAUAGAACAAAUAGACCAGACCUUAUGUAGCUCCGUUAACUUGGCCUAAAUUGGCACAUUUUACGUCAAAAUUGUUACAGUAUGAACAAAUCUCAACCUUUCUUUGCAGCUCAGCCAAUUUGGCCUUAAAUUUGCUUUUCCCUGGUGAGUUCCCAAUAAUUAAUGGUUUGGUCGUCAAGUCUGAUUCGCUUUUUACAAGGUUUUUGGCAGUUAAAGGGUUACUCCCAAGCACCAUGCCCACUUUAGUGAUUUGAAAUGCUUGUGGUGCCUUUUAUGCAGCGUUUCAGUAAGAAAUGCAGCACAUAUGAAGUUUAACACAUCUGCUGCCAGACGUGUAACUCUAUCUCUGGCAACAUCAUAGGGAGUCACUAGCCAGUCCUGAAAAUCUCUGGUCUGGCUAAUAUCAAUUCUGUGUAAAAUUGUUAUCUGACGACAGCAAGUGGCACACCCGCUCCCACCCUCAGGGAUCCUCCAUAGACCUCAAUGCUGUACUUUCACACAUGUGCGAAAGUACAGUGCUUACGUUGGCACCUGGCAUCUCAAGGGCCAGGAGCUAAAAAGGAUGGCAGCGCCUGCAAGAGACUGGUCCAGUUAAGUAAAUCUCAUCUUUGCCUAGACAAUUACAGAUCUGCUCUAAGUAUGCGUAAGUUUUGGGUUUUUCAAAAUGCCUUUUAUUUUAUGAGGCAUGCAUAUGCAAGGUGGUGGUUUAUUAAAUAGGAAAUGUUAUACUUUAAUUCACACACUUAUGCCGUCAACGUAGGGAUGUACUCUAUAGGUUAUAGUUUCCUUUAUAUUUCAUACUUGAAACUGAUUUUACCAUCUGAACAUUUGUGGAAAUUUCAGCGUAUAGUUCUGAAUGGUGAUUUGCAGCGGCAUUGUGCAAGGGAUUUACCGUAGCGCAGACAGGUAUUAGUUGGGUGAGCCAGAGGUCACUUGUUAAAUAAUGACACUGGGAUAUGAAAGAGCAGGAAGCUUUUCCAGGUGGGUGAGCAGCGUUGGCUCCCGAGUGCACAGCUUGCUAAAUUAUAGAGAACAAUGUGUUUGGGGGUGGGGGUGUUAUAGUGUGCUUUGCAGACUGGCAGAGAAUACAUCAAUAAAACAGCAGAGCUGAUACACUGCAAAAGGAGGACAUUGCUUGUAGUCCAAACUAGGGGUGUUUAAAUGUGUCCCUUCCCAGAAUUCUUUGCCAGCUAACAGCAGCAGAGCUUCACUUGGUUGGGCACUCAUGAUCUAAGAUGAUAAGGGUGCACAAAAUAAAGAAGGCAGGGAUACUUUACAAAGCCAUUGAGUGGAUGUUAAUAUGGGAGCUGACUGCAGAGACAAUGAUUUAUAGUCCACCAAUUAACUUAAUUAGCUUUGCAUAAAAAUGCAUUUCUAGCUGUUUGGCUACUACAUCACACUUCUAGGUUUAACAGUUGCCACAUGGAUGUUUAUAGCCAGGAAGGUUAAUGAACAUUUAAAAAAAAAUAUAUAUAUAUAAAUUAAAGGGACACUGUAGUCACCAAAAAUUGAAUCUUGAUCACAUACAGCAGGCUCCUGCGCGGCCUAGCAAGCUAUUAACAGAGCUGGAGAUAAGAAAUUUUAAGAUUUGCAAUAAAGGAAGUCUAAACAUUAUGACUCUUUACAGGAAGUGUCUAGGAAGGCUGUGCAAGUCAGAUGCAGUAAGGUGUUACUAGGGCUGUGUAAACAAAGUGAUUUAAUUUCUAAGUGGCAGAGAAUUGUGCAGAGACAAGAUCUAUACACCAAAACAGCUUCAUUAAGCUACAGUUCUUUUGGUCACUAUAGUGUCCCUAUAAAAAAAUAAAUAUGUAAAUGAUGAUGAUGAUGAUGAUGGAUGAUGGAUGAUCGUGAUACAAUGUUCAGGACCAGUGAGCUUGCAGUCUGUUGAGCUUGCAGUAUUUUCCCUCAGUAAAUAUUCCUAGUAAAUAAAUUUCCCCGUCACUAUCCAAGACACAUUCUAUCACAAAUUAAAGGACCACUAUAGGCACCCAGACCACUUCAGCUCAAUUAAGUGGUCUGAGUUCCAGGUCCAUCUAGUGUUAACCCUGCAGCUGUAAACAUAGCAGUUUCAGAGAAACUGCUAUGUUUAAAUUAGUGUUAAUCCAGCCUCUAGCGGCUGUCUUACUGACAGCCGCUAGAGGUGCUUCCGCGCUUCUCACUGUGAUUUUUACUGAUUGAAUGCGUGCGCGUCUCUUGCCGCGCAUGCGCAUUCGGCGGAUGACGUCGGAAGAGGGAGGAGAGUCCCCAGCGCCGAGGGAGCGCGGCGCUGGAGAAAGGUAAGCAUGUAACCCCUUCCUCCCCCUUCAGCCCGGUGGGAGGGGGGCCAUGAGGUUGGGAGGGACCUAUUAACACUAUAGUGCCAGGAGUUUGUUUUCCUGGCACUAUAGUGGUCCUUUAAAGCACUGAAAUUGUUGUACAUAAUGGGCUCAUCUUCCCGAAAGCCCAGCUGACUUGCUUUAAGUGCUGCUUUCCCAGGCUUUAGAUAUAAUUUUCCCAGAGUCAGCCAUGCCUUUUAAUACAGUACUUUUACUAGAAAAGGCCCAUUGCAUUGGACGCUGUACAAGCAGUUACACCUGAAUGUUAAGUGAAUGACAGUGCAGUAAAACCGCACCUUGCUCCUUCAUUUACAAGAAUGACUUCCACAAGGAAACACAUUCAUUGCAUUGUUCCCAUGCACAAAGCUUUUACAGCAGAGAUUGAGCUACAAUGGGUUUCUGUUUAAAAAGUUCCUUCGUUGCAUCCUUCUUUUGAAGUCUUUACAUUAGUUAACCACUAAUCCUUCUUAUACCCAGAGCUGAAGAUUCUAAGGUGGCAGUCAUCCAUGGGUCUACUGAACCCAUUAAAGUGGCAUUGCCAUUUCUCUGGUCUUUAUUUCUUCAUAUAGAGAGAUUAUUUUUUUGAAAAACUAUCACAAUAUAUUGAGUUUAUAUUUCAAAAUAAUGAAACCGUAUCUAAAAACACAAGGACUACUUUGUCUUGUGUUUGCCCUUAGAAAUGCCUAAAAUGAAACCGUGAAUAAUGUUUUUGCUACUUCCUGUCGGCCGUUGCAAAAUUUCUGUUUGAGUGACAUGCGCAUGCACAAGUUACAGAUCUUAUAACUUAAUAACUUAAGUGUUUGACUUUAUUGCUUAUACAGGUGAAGGCAUGAACAGAAUUAAUGUAUUGGAUGCCAGUAGCAUUUCCUUCAAGUCACAAUUUCCGCAUUUAUUCCUCCUAACUCCAAAGCCUUUAGUGGUUGGUGCAUUAACUUACAAACCUGCUCUGCUCCAGGGGCCAAUCAUAAAUCCCUUUCUGAAUAUCCCUCUUUCAUCCUUUGUGCUGAAAUGCUGUAGAAUUUGGAACAAUGUUUAGACUAAAACAAAGCAGUGGGUUGUAUUGGAAGAUUGGGAGCUGGAGGUCCCUGGUGUUUCUCUGAGCCCACUCCUGGUCUGUCCUCAUUGUGGCAUUAAUUGGAUUUCAGACGAUUGUCCGGGACGAUUGGAAACGUGAGCAGUGUGUAGGGUUGGAUGGAAUCGCUGACAAUGUGAAAGUGAUGACAAGGCCAAGAGAGGGAACAAAGAAACACGGCUCUACGAGAGCCUUCCAUCUCUAACCCCAGGGAGAAGAACCCGUUCACACGGAACCAAAACAAUUAGCGUGCGAAGGUUGUGUCCGUGUGACAAUAUGCAAAUGGCUCGUAAGGGAAGUUUUCGAAAUGGAAGUAAUUAGACACAGCACAGAGAAAAUCUGUUGUACAAGUAAUACAUUGUUCCCCAGCAACGAAGGGUUAACGUUCUACUUCCCUUUUAUUUUGUAGACAUGGGGGGGAAAAAAACAAAUCGUAUUUGCAUAUAAUUUUAUAUGCUAUAAUUGUAACUAUAAUUAAUUUUUUUUUUUCUUCAUAUUUUGCCACUUUUGUUACAACUCCCUAUAAGAGACGUAAACAUUCCUUAGAAGCAAGUUAAUCACCAUGUUUCUAAUUGUUUGUUAGUAAUUCUAGUGAAAGUAAAGCCAUUUCGAAGUAGUUUUCAAGAUUUGACUAAAAGCUGUACUCUCACGGUACCCAAAGACUUCUGCUGCUUAUGUAAUUUUUCUUUUCUUAUUUUAAAACGUUUUUUGUUUUUGUUUGUUUGUUUGUGCAUUACCUGUACCACAUUUCAGAUCUUGCAUAAGAAUGACAUGCUUAAAGGGGAUUCCAUAGUAAAAGUUGUAUUCCUUACACUAUACAUCCCUCUGGUGCUCCCCCUACCUCGCACACCUCCUACAGCUCCUAAAAGAUUUAAAAACCCUUUAGUCACUUACUUAUUUAGUCACCAAUAUCCCUCGGCACAGGAUCAGCGUUCCACCUUCUCUGUCAUCAGAUGGGGGGCUAAUGCGCAUGUGUGGUGAGCGCCACAAGCGUAUUAGAUCCUCCCUAUAGGAAAGCAUCAGUUAGACAAAAGUCUAUCAGACAGUCUUGGUCCUGCAAUGUAAUUAUUGCAAUCUUUCAAAAACUGCAAUGAUUUACAUUGCAGUACUAAGUGGGACAGGGACGCUGCAUCUAGACCACUUUAUUGAAAUGACGUGAUGUGGGUGACUAUAGUGUUCCUUUAAGUGCUCUGGGUGGGUUACCCAAACUGAUUUUUUUAUUUUAUUUUAUUUUUAUUUUUUUAAGCUAAGAAAAUGUCUCUAGAUGUCAAAGGUAACCCUCUUUUCUAUUCAUUUUUUUAAUUUUUUUAAUAUUAUUAUUAUAUUCCAACAGCCAAUGUUAGAAAGUGCUACUACUUUUAAUUUGAAGUAGCAAUAGGCGCAUAGUGUUAGUGGUGCGUCUGCAAGUGGCAUUAUACAAUAUAUCGCAUAAUACCUACAGAAUGCCAUUGCUCUCUGUGUAGCCCCAUGUUAUCCAAACUUUCAUUUGUAAUGGAUUGAUUCACUCAUUGAAACCUAUUACAGGCUGUGCAUAGUUCAUGCAUGUAGUCUGUAUGUAAAAACAUGACCGUUUCACAUCCACAUUGUAGAGAAGAUAAUAUUAAACAAAAGCACGAGAAAAGCAGAGUUCAGGUGAAAUCGUAAUUGGCUACUCUGAUUUAGAGUGCAAGCUUACUGGACCACUUUUGUAAAUCUUUUCAAAUUAAUUUUUACAUGGUAUAAAUUCAUCUCCCAGAUGUUGGCAUGUGAGGACCCGUUUUGACCUUAUGACCUUUUUCAAGCCUUUAAAACUUACUGGCAUGAAAUUGACAUCAUUAUUCCCCGACAGGAUGAUCCCAGACUGUCUGCAGCAGAGGUUAAACAAACAAGUGUAAGAUUGAGAAAACCCAGAUCGUCACAUUGCAGACUGUAAACUGGAGAGAUUUAAGUUGCCCUCUCAUAAAUUAUAUUCUCCUAGCAUCUGGGAAUAACCUCAAUAAAUAGAGAAAUCAUGGGGCAUGCUCAAAGCAUCUUCAGAUUCUACCCUUCUUAAAUAGACCGUGAAAUCGGAAUCCCUGAGAAUGUGUUCUUGCAUGGUUCUUACAAUAAAUUGUAUGUUUAUGGGUAUAGAGGGACCAUAAAUUGGACUGAUCAGAUAAUCUUAGUUCCAUUAGAAAUAGAUAAGGUGCUUUUCAAAAUAAAAUCUCUUUAGCACUAAAAUAAUUGAGGGAAUAGAAUUAUUAUUAUUAUUUUUUUUUAUCAUUGAUAUUUUGCAUUGUUUUGAAUGAGACAAUAAUGCUACAUUACUUUUAAGUUCUAUCAAAGGAACACAAACAUAGAGGUAAAUUUAACAGUGCAGGUCCCUGGUCUCCUCUCUUUACAUUAAAAAGUGAGUUUACUGCCAUUUUCUCUGAAAAGGCAGUGUUUACAUUAAAAAGCCUGCAGGGACAUGCUAUAGACAAAAAACAAAACAAAAAACCUGCAUUAAGCUGUGGUUGUUCUGAUGACUAUAGUGUCCCUUUAAAUUCAUUGGUGAGCCAAGGAGAAAUCUCACAUUGCUUUUAGGAACAGUCCGUAGUAGCGGAAUCGGACUAUACGUGCACAUGUGUCCCUGUUUAGGAGGGACAGUCCCUAGUUUGGGCCCUAAUCCUCUUUUCUACCCUUACAUUCUUCCUUUUCUAGGAGCACCAUAUUAUUGGUUUGUCUGAGGGUAUAACAGAGCUCCACAGCAAUAAUACAGAAAUGCGUCUUUAGAAAUAAUAAAUGUGUAUAGAAAGCAGUCUGUGUAAAUAAUAAUAAUUUGGUUGCCUAAAUUACUGUUGGGAAGUCGCCUUAAAUUUCUCAGAACAGCCUCGCCACAUCCUCACUCACACCCUUAAAUUUAAAGUGUCUCUCGUUUGUACAGUUCAACUGUCCUGGUACAUACCAGGAGACCUGGAAACUGUCUCCGAGCAUCACAGCGCAACUGCAUCGUAUCCAAAACGGAUUGAGAAAUGUACGCAUUUUUUCCUCAAACCGUUUCUAUGAAUUCAGAAUCACUGAUUAGCUGAGUGUGUCAGCCAAACACUCUAAGCCAAACAGCGGCUUCCCCGCCUGAGGCAGUCCUAGUCUUCUGUUUUCAUGUUUUCCAUCAAGUGGAGGUUGAAGGGGGCAGAGCGAUCUGGCGUUGAAGAGGGCACUUGAGGUUUAAACAAUUCGUGAAUAGAGACCACUAAAGCUUACCACUAAAGGUAAGCUAGCGCCUGGGUCCUCUUGGCACCAUAACAACUUAAUUUUGAUUUUAAGUUAGUUUCGUUUCCCUUUUAAGAUUUUUGAAUAAAUGCAUUUAACCAAUAUUAUAUUAUCUUUAUUAUAAUUUUUAUAUAUAUAUAUAUAUAUAUAUAUAUAUAAAAUUUACAUAAUUAUUUUUUUUUUUUAAUUUGUUUAUCCUAAAACAUUGGAGUUAGGAGUGUUGGCAUUUUUUUUUAUAUACCAGCAAAGAUAAAUAAUGGUAAUCCGUAGCACUGUAGGCAUGUUGUGUCCCUGGUGAUGUGAAAUACAGCUGUAAUCCCAUUAACCAAUUCCCACAGAUCCUUCUUGCUGUGUAGGUCACGUGCAAUCCCAUUUUUGGCUGUGGAAACCAUUGAUAUAAGUGCUUGUGUUGCUGUGUGCGGCUAGUUCAUACAGCGUAAUCUCCUCUAGUCACAGCCAUGACCACCAGCUAAUCCUGUUCGAAUGAAGAGUGGAUGAAAAAUGCACGACUGGAUCUGGCUAAUUAAGGAUUUUGAGCAUAUGGGUUUUUUGUUUUUUUUGUGAUUUAUUAAGUAAUGUAGCAAGAUUAAAAGCAUGUUGAAACAAUUAGUAUUUUCAACAGUUUGAAGCUCAAAACAGGUCUUAAUUUUUGUGUCCUACCAAUGGCAUAUUAAAUACAUGUAAUACCGUUUUCUCCCUUAAAGUGCUGUUAGGGGCGCUAUUUAUUUUUUCAGUUUUCUUCAGUAAUCUCAGUAAUCUCUCUAAUGUUUUUGGUGGCACUUCUGGUGUAUAGGAAAGGUAGCUUGGUGAUUUCAGAUGCUUGAGUGUAUAUUUUGUAACAUAAAUGCAUUUGUUAACAAUGACUCUGCGUAUAGGAACACUAUAGUCACCAGAACAACUGCAGCUUAAUGUAGUUGUUCUGGUGAGUCUAAUAGCUCCCUUCAGGCAUUUUCAUGCAUUUUCUCUGAAAAGGCGGUGUUUACAUUGCCCCUAGGGACACCACCAAGUGGCCACUCCUUAGAUGGCCACUGGAGGUGCUUUCUGGCUCAGUGCUGCACAGUAAGCAGCCCUGCCAUUCAGCGUCCCCCCGCUCUACACGAAGACGCUGAAUUUUGGCCCCGCCCCGUGCCGCUUUUUUUUUUUUUGUCUAUGGAAAGCAUCGGAUUGGCUAAAAAUCGGCCAUUUCGAUGUCACAAAGGGGGCGGAGCCAGCGCGGGCAGAGCCAGUGCCGGCGGACCCGCACGGCGCUGGAAAUAAGGUGAGUUUUAUAGGGAGGUUAAGGAGGGGCAAGCCACCUAAAUGGUGGGUUUAGCACUAUAGGGUCUGGAAAGGCUCACCAAAUUGGAAGCGCAAUCGUGUAACUAAAGUUGGAGAAUUCAAAGCAUUCCUAAUAAUGCGGCCUUACGUCGUUCAAUAGAGAGGGCGACAUAUGCAUUCCCCAGGAGGCAGAAGAAGCAUGGAGCACAUACACAUUUCCAAGUGGGAUCUGAUUUUUAAGCCCUCCUCAAUUUCUUUGCCCGGGUCGUGUUUGGUCCAGGAUGUGAAGAUGUGGACCAUGGAACCAAAUUCUGGAAUCUGUGCCACUUUAUCUCAAAGGAUGGGUCUUGGCAUUCAGCAUGCAGACCAAUACACACCACAUCCUCAGCAGGUUGGGGGAAACUUGUGUCCCUCCAGGUGUGUGGGGCUCAUCCACAAUAGAUUCCCUGACAAAUUGAGACUCAUCAUCCCACUAUUUGUCCUUGUUUGAGGCAGAGUGGUGUUUGGCUGGCCACUCCUCCGUGACAGAUGAUGGAGGAGAAAAUUUUGUCUGCGUCAUCCAAAGAGAGAGACUUUCCCCUCCUCAUUGUCCACUUGUUUGACCCUCUUGAUCUAAAUAAAGUUGUUAUAGUGCAGGAGGCCACUGGCUGAACAGUUCAACCCCAAAGAUUGCCUCCAGCGUUCAUCUACAGGUUACCCAGAUGGCAUUUGGCUUCUGAAUCCUAGUUGCAGGAAGAGCGUAGUCCUGUGGGACAGGGGCGCAGCUGAUUGGCUACAGCUGUCAGCUGAUGCUCUAAGCCAAUCAGUAGCUUUCCACUCAUAAAAAAGUUAUGCAGAGUCCCCAGCAAAUCAAUCUCCUCUGUGCUGCUUGAUCUAUUAGCCUAAGUAGCAAUGGGUGGCUGUAAAUGGCUGAGAGUGUCAGGUGGCUGCUUUCAGAUGGGCACAGUGACCAUUGCUGGUCUGAUGAGAAGGAAGUGUGUGAUCUCUGCCUUAGCCAUAUCUCUAGUAAGGGGCUGGAUAUGGGUGGAACCCAUCCUCAUUCAGUUUGAAACUGCUUAAACCCGUCCUCCUCGAGCUUUGGGUAUAUGAAGCUUCCCAAGCUUGUAAGGCUGGUGCUCACUUAUGGUUUGUCUUGCCUUCUGCCUAGCCUGUUAUGUAGCCCCAGACAGGAAGGUGGUGGCUACUAAACCUUACUGAUCUUUAUCUUGCCUAUCCCUACUUACGCUUAAAGUUUGUUUCUGUUUCGGGCACACUAUUCAUGUCUAGACACUGAUAUCUACCUAUGAGUCUUAUUUUUGGCUAAGCUAAGACAUGUACUUUUAGCCUGACUAUAUAAAUGUAAAAAUAUGUGCAGUACUCUCAAACUGUCUCAAGACCGUGAUGCUAUGCACAGUGGUGUAUUCUGGUUUUGUGCUGCCCUAGGCAGGACAAAACUCAGGCGCCCCCCACCCAUCCCUUCCUCACGUGACCCUCCCCCCUCCCAUCCCUUCCCCCGCCUUCUAAAUACACACACUCACUAACACACACACACACUAACACACACACACACUAACAGACACACACACACACUCACUAACAGACACACACACUCACAUUAACACAUGUACUUUUUAAACCUCCCCCCCCCUCCAGCCUCCUUACCUUUGGGAGUGCUGGGGAGGGAAGGGGUUCUCUAUCUCCCUGGUGGUCCAGUGGCUGCUGGGUGGGCGGCAUUGGCGGGCGGCUGGCGAGGGAGCUCUUCCUGUGAGCUGACUGCUCAGCUCCCUCGCGCGCCGCAGAGUGAGGCUGGGAGCCGGAAGAUGACGUCAUAUCCCGGCUCCCAGCCUCACUCUGCGGCGCGCGAGGGAACUGAGCAGUCAGCUCACAGGAAGAGCUCCCUCGUCAGCUGCCCGCCCGCCAAUGCCGCCCAGCAUGUCUGUUAGCCGCGAGGCUAACAUGACAUUUGCCUUGGGCAUUUGGGGGGUGGCUUUUUUUGCCGCCCCCUGAAAAAUGCCGCCCAAGGAAAAUGCCUUGUUUGCCUCGCGGCUAAAACGCCCCUGGCUAUGCAUCUUUUUACACUUGCUUCUGCUAUUCUGGCACUUUAUGUUCAAUAAUCAUUCUAUGCACAUUCAAAAUAAAGAAUUUUUUAAAAAGUAGUCGCUGCUCAGCUAUUUUGUAAAAUAUUAGUACAAUGUGUUAAAAAAACAAUACUUAAGCUGUUGGAUAACUGGUUAAUAUUCAACUAGUACUUUUCAAGGUCUACAACACAGCAAGAUCAAAUCUGGAUCAGUUUCUUAAAAGAAAUAACAUAUACAAAAAGCAAUCUUUAUUUCAUGAAUCUAGUUUUCAUUGUGAUCGUUGUCCACCCACCACCGUCCGUAAAAUUUUAUUAAAUUAAGUUUACUUCGCUCGGUUUCAUUUCCCGAACUCAUCCACUGCAGCCACCAGCUCCUCCUCCGAUGAUGUCCUCAUCGAAGCUGUAUUCAUCCCUGGUCUCCUCCAAUCAGUUUUUUUCAGAAUCAAUGUAGUGGAUCUAGGCAUGCACAGUCAAAUUACUUUCGCUCUGUUCUGGAGGAAGAAAGGCUUCUGAUGGGCUGUACAAACAAAGUGAUUUAACUCCAUAAUGGCAGAGAAUUGAAAAGGGGAGACUGCAGAGGCAUUAUCUAUACACCAACACUGCUUCAUUAGGCUACAAUGGUUUUGGUGCCUAUAGUGUCCCUUUACAAUUUUUCUAUUUUUUUUUUUAUUUUUUUUCUCUCUUCUGGAUUACAGUAAAACCUUUAUGCAAUCUCUUCAUCACACCUUAAUCUGCAGUCUUCUUUACAGCCGGCAUGUAUAUCUCAUAACAUUUUCUAUCACUUAGCAGAAAGCAACCAUUCUACUACAGGGAAAGUUGGCAGAUCAGUGAAAGAGCUACAGUUUAGAUUAUGAUAAGGCAAAAGUCUUGUCCUCAAGCAGUGGAAAAAUGUGUUAUCGUAUAUAUUUGCCGUAUUGAUUGCAGUUUACUGUAACUCUGUAAUAAUUUGGCAGAUUAUGUUAAUUCAGGGUAAUUUCCUCCUGCUGUUGUGGCUUAUAAUUUGUACAACCUUAAUUAUACCUCAUUAAAGAUAUCCUGCCUGCAAUUGUCAUGGUAAUUUGCUAAACACCGUUAAUAGAAAUUGCAUGCCCCAGUAUUUUGACUUUUCCCUUUCAUCGUGUAAUCAGCACUAUAAACAGGCUACAUGGGUAGCUACCAAGAGAGUGUUAUGUUUUCACAAAUAUCACAUUUAAGUAGAUUAUCUUUUGGUUUUUGUUUUGUUGAGGCCUGUCAACUUUAGAAUUAGUUUGUAUAUUUUUAUAAACGUUGAAUAAAUAUUUGUUAGCAGAUCAGAGUUAAAUGGGAAAUGGUAUAUAUAUUUCUCUGGCAACACAUUUUUAUUUAUAUAUAUAUAUAUAUAUAUAUAUAUAUAUAUAUAUUUUUUUUUAACCACAAUCAACCACGAUAUUCCGCUUCCAAUCUCAAUGUCUUUUCCCAUCAGCAUCCUCUUAGAAGAGCCAUCUUCUAAAAUGCUUCAUAUGGAAUAUGUGUAUGUAUGUAUGUAGAGAUUGUAGCCGUAUUAGUCCAGUGAUGUAGAUGUAAAAAAAACAGAUCAAAUUUGUAUCUUGUAAUACCUUUUUUAUUGGACUAACAGAAUUUUUUAAUGACGACAAGCUUUCGGGAGAACCUCUCUUUCACAAGUCUGAAGCAUUUCUGAGCAAGACGACACAUAGAAUUCGAAGUUGAGUUGUGAUACAGGGGUUAGAGCGACAUGAGUGUAGAUAAGACACAGGUUUGUUAGAAAAUAGACACCAUCUUAGCAGAGGGUAUAUAUGUGUGUGUGUAAAUAUAUAAUUCUGCAGUCCAGCUAGAUUUUCCAUAGAUCCCCCAUUUUGUAUUUUUUUUAUUUUAUUUAUUACUUUCAUCACCACCACCCCAAACUGGUCUUUGUAAAAGAUGCAGAGAUCUCACAAGUCAUUGUAUAGUUUUCAAGAUGCCCAGACGUUUCCUUUUGAUUUUCCUGCUUGGUUAACAAAUGUAUUUAUUUUUUUCCAUUUAUUAUUCUUUUCUUGGAGAGGGUAAUACAGAAAGUUCCUGAAAGACUUUGUAGCGCCAUGUAGUAUUGAUUAAUUUCUUUAUUUUUUUUUUUCGGGGAGGUGUGAUACUCGCUGGUUAAAUUCCCCAGAGCUUUUAAGUUUUGUCUAAGAUGCUUCACAGUUGGGUGUUCAUUCUGUGUUCUGAUCUCCCUCUGGCUCACUCUAAACUGAAGAGAAUUGAAAAUCCUGCCUGAAAUUGCAAUUCCUGGGAGAUCGAGAACUGACUGCAGCAGAUUUAACGGCUGCUGGAGAGAAUUACAUUCAGAGAUAUGUAGAAAGUGAUGAAAGAACUGUAAAGGAAUUCUGAGCAUCUCUUGUUUAUGUGAACGAUUCUAAAAAAAUAAUUUUCUAACUUUAAUGACGUAAAGUAACAAUUUUAUUAAUACAAGUGGCAAAUAUUAUUCUUUAACUUUCUUUAUUACUCACGUAGCCGCAAACAGAGAAACAUGCUGACUAAUGGGUAUAAUGAACCACCAAUCACAGUCAAGCACAGUCUAUAUAAGGCAACAACAUAGCUACCCAGCCCUCUUUAUAUGAUGGAGAGGAUCAACAAUGUAGUAGAAUGAAGAUUAAUAAGAAAACGAUUAACUGGAUCCAAAACUUAUUUCGGAAAGAAGAAAUUCUUUUGAUCUUGUUUCUACUGCGGGGGAAAAAAGCAAUAAGUAAACAUACAUUAAUCAGUAGUUAGAAAAAUGUGGAGGGUAUACAAAAAAAAUAUAAGUAUGAGUGAUGGAAUAAUACAUUCUGUCCUAAUAAAAUUGUGACUUUAAUGAUGUAAAGUUAGAAUUAUCUUGAAUUUUCAUUGACUGCUAGUUGAAAGCUAAAAAUCAUUACUUGAAUACAUGCAUACUGACACGAGGGGAAGGUUCCACAUACGACCGACAAAAUGCCCGUUAAUGAUAGGGGACAUACCUGGUACGUCCAAUAGUAAAUCCUCACUUACCUUAUCGUUGGCGAUUCCCCCACCAGCGAUCGCGAUCCCUGGGUCUGCCUGGGAGUUAAGGCAUGGAUGCAUGAUGACCAGCUGUCAAAAUUCCAAGUUUGAAAACUGGAAUGUGCACCCUCCAAAUAACGUCUUUUACCCCCCCCAGAGAACCCGACACACCUAUACAUGGAUGGUAUCGCUGUACUCAGGAGAUGUUGCUGAACACAUACUGGGGUGUUCUUUGGUAGUAACCCUUAAGGUCCUCAGUACAUGUAUUCUUAAAUGGCUAUGUGUGUUAAAAAAAAUUUUUAUUUUUGCAUUGGUGGUAAAAUGGCUGCACGAAAAGAGUCAAAAUACGUUUAAUACCUUAGGUUGUCUUCUUUUAAAAAAAUAUAUACAUGUUAAGGAUUAUUCAGGGAUUCCUGACAGAUAUUAGUGUUACAAUGUAACUUGCGUUAAUUUUUGUUUGGAAAAAAAAAAGUGUGGAAAUAGAAAGUGCUAUUUGUACUUAUUGCCCUACGACUUGCAAAAAAAAAUAACAUGUUAACAUUGGGAGAACUCAGGAGAACAUUUUUAAACUAUUUAUCAUGGGUGUUUUUUGGCGGUUGUAGAUGUGUAACAGAUUUUGGGGUUCAAAGUUAUAAAAAGUUUUUUUUGUUUGUUUCAUCAAAUUAUUUAUUUUUUUAUAGUAAAUUAUGUGAUAUGAUGAAAAUAAUGGUAUCUUAUCUUUAGAAAGACCAUUUAAUGGAGAGAAAAACUGUAUAUAAUAUGUGUGGAAACCGUAAAUGAGUAAGAGGAAAAUUACAGCCAAACACCGCAGAAAUGUAAAAACAGCCCUGGUCCUUAACAGUAAGAAAAUUGAAAAGCGGUCUGGUCACUAAGGGGUUAAAGUAAGUGUUUAAAACAUUUCCAGAGAUCAAUCCGCUGUUUUGAGGAUGACCAAUAAGAUAUGUUUUAGUAGUUCUAACUGAUCGAGAUCAAUAAGCUCCAAAAAUAGAGAUGUCAGUACCUGCAAGAUACAUGACGAAUUUUAACCAUCUAGCAAUACUGGCACUAUAUACUAAAAGGUAAGGUUAUGGAAAGAAUUUUAAAAGUUGGAAACAUAGGAUUUCUUAAUGAAGCCGGUUGCAAUUCGUACAUUUUUAAGCAUUAAACAAAACCUAGUUUAGGCUUUUGAAGGAACGCAGGAUACAAUAUAGAAGACAGAUCAGUCCUAGUACGUCUUACAUUUGGAAACUGAAGCCAUCUGGAAAGUAAAUUCUAUUAUGGAUAUCAAGUGCUUUGACAUCUCAUACAUGCUUGAAAGAAAUGAGACUCUAAUAACAUGGCAAGUUUAAAUUCAUUUUAAUGAUACAUUUUUAUUAUCGUCCCAAGAAUUAAAAACCUGUUUAGGAAUAUUUUGGGCAAGCAGGUUGUUUCAAGCGAAAACCUAAAAUAAGUUGCAAACUAUAGGAUGCUUACCUAUCAAAAAAGAAAUGCACCUUUUCCAAGCCAGUUUUGUGAAUGGGGAUUCACUGAUCAGCCAAUCUGCCUAGCGACACUCCGUGCAAGCCGGAAAGCGUUUGUGGAAAGUUGAGUUCGGCACCAUAAAAACUUACUUUAGAUGAAGUUGUUUUGGUGCCCUAGCUGUCCCUUUAAAUGAGCAUGUAAAGGCUCUUUAGAAUGAGAUAAAGCUAAGGAAAUAGACUUAGUCAAAGUCUCCUGCAUGUUAAAGGACCACUAUAGUGUCAGGAAAACAAACUUGUUUUCCUGGCACUAUAUAGUCCUUAGGUCCCGUCCCCCCCUCCCGCUGGGCUGAAACUGUUAAAACUCCUUCAGCCACUUACAUUAAUCCAGCGCCGUGGUCCCUCGGCGAUGGUGACCUCUCCUCCCCUACGUAUGCGUAUGUGCAGCCAGACCUGCGCGCGCAUUCAAAUCACCCAUAGGAAAGCAUUACUCAAUGCUUUCCCAUGGACGUUCUGCGUGCUCAAUGCGACUUUCGCAUUGAGCGUCGCAGAAGCGCCUCUAGCGGCUGUCAGGAAGAUGGAAACAUAGCAGUUCCUCUGAAACUGAUAUGUUUACAGCUGCAGGGUUAAAACCGUAGGGACCUGGCACCCAGACCACUUCAUCUGGGUGACUAUAGUGGUCCUUUAACCAUUGCUGAUGAAACAGUUUGUUGAACAGAUUUUUGCACAGAUUCAUCUAAUAAAGCCUUAAUCUGUUCUUCAGGCAUAUUUUCAACUACAUCUGCCAGAUCCUCAUUAGAGGAAUACAGGGGAUUUUUUGAAGUCAUGAUAGAAAUGUUAAAUUAAAAUGUUAAUAAAUGGCAAACUAUUUUUGAACAGGUGGAGUGUAUGUAUGUAUGUAUGUAUGUAUAUAUUGUGAUAAACUUACUUUCCUGUGUGUGUUUGUCCAGGAUCUUUUGGCAACCGCACAGCCCUCUAGGGUAAGAAAACCAGGUCAAGACAAAGUCCAGUUUCAAAAAGGUUUCUGGCCUGUUUAUUUUCUGUUAUGAAUUAACGGGAUACAAUAAACAGCAAACCUUCUUUCUCCUCAAAACACUUCCCUCACUUCACCCUGCUUUAACUGCAGUUAUAUAGCUGCUCACAGCCCCUACAGGUGAGGCUAAUGACCUCGUUAGGCAGAGAGCCAGAACUCCUUAGAAAACCUGGGCUGGACUCAUGCACAACCACUCUGACAGUGGUUGGAGAAUCGGCCCACCAUGCUCUUCCGAAUACUCCACCCCAGGGACCCAAAUAACAGAGGAAAAAAACCUACAUUUAAACUUAACUUUCACUGGGGCUGCAUGUGCUUACCCAUAUGUCAGGGUAGUGGCUGUGCAAAAGUCUGGGUGCCAGAUAUACACCCCUGACCACCAUCCCCAACACUCUGUUACUAUAUAUAUAUAUAUAUAUAAUUAAAAUGUAACAAACUGAGGGGAAUAAAAUAGAACAAGCAAGUUGUAACAAUAACAAACUUGAAACAAAAAAUACCUGAAGUAAAUCUUAUUUAAAAACUGAAUGAAAUAUUGCCAAUCUGAAGAGUGGUGGCCCGAAUUCCCUGCUUCUGAGGUGACCAUAAGACUAAAUUUGUGAGCUCCCUGUGUCAGAAAUGUUUGCUUCCCCAGCUUUAUGAAUAUAUUAAUUAUAUAUUUUAGUAAACUUUCUUGCUUAAUCAGCCCUCAGGCAGUCACUAGGGCUAUGGAGGGAGAGAAAAAGACAAUGUUUAUGUUUCUCUGAAACUGCUAUGUUUACAUCUGAAGGGUUAAAACCUAGGGGACCUGGCACCCAAACCACUUCAUUGAGCUAAAGUGGUCUGGAUGCCUAUGGUGGUCCUUUUAAAGCAGAUGAAAUUAACAUAAACUGGAAAAAAAAAAUAAGGGUCUUGCACCGACAAGCUCACAAUCUAUAGUAUAUUGCAUACAACUCAAAUUUUUUUUGUGGUAGGUCAUCAGGUCUGGGUGGGGUUUUUGCUUUGUUGCUGCCAGGAGAGAAACCGGAAAUAUAUAUUACCUCUAACCAUCUGCUGUUGUGACUCCAUAUUUGUCCUAAAAAUAAUAAAUUCCUCUGAGACUCUUGUCAUUUCCAGUUCCAUGAAUGGGGGUCUCCGUUCCCCUGUAUCAUAGGGGAAUUCUUUAUUUUCUUAAAUUAUGUGAAUGAACUAAUGUCAUGUUGGUAUCUUGGCAAAAAAACAAAUGUGCUCAGCAGUUCGCGUUGCCAGAUGCAAAGUACUGACCUUGCAAAACUAAAAUAAUAUACCAUUUAACAGGGGAGAUUACAAGCUCGCUUUGUGAGUGACCUGCAAUUCACUCAUUGUUACAAAGAAACGCGUUUCACAUAUUUGGCUUAGCAGGCCCUCAUUCCAGUCUUUUUUGUUACUUUUAUAUUUUUUUCAUUUUUUUUGUAAUUCAUUAUGUCUUUUGUUCUGUGAAUUCCCUUAGUCUAACACACCUUUUUAAUAUGCUGAAUCUCAGUGGAUUUAUUUUAUUUCUGUAAUUUAAAAUCAAAAACUCCCGAGAGCAAGAAAGGUCAUUCUUUACACAGAGAUGAAUUCGGGCCAUUCUUUGCCUUAGCAAAUAAGAGUUGAAAGCAUCUCCAAUCCAGUUACCUUAUUCCGUUCACUGGGAAAAUGUAAUCCUUUUAAGAUGCUCUGUAGACUGUGAAGUCAGAUCCCACUGUUAAUUUGUCUCUCUUCUUUCUCGCUCUCAAAGACAGAACAACCUCUAAAACUUUUUUUUUUUUUUUUUUCUUCAGUUAGGUAAACUUGUACUGCAGUCGGUUUGCACAAGAUGUUCACAUAAGGCUUGUCUAUUUGUUAAUGAAGAUCUGCUUGUGUCAAUUUGCAGAUGCAGGCCUUGUACAAAUGUGUAGUUAUUUAUUUAUUGCUGGCAUUAUAAAGCACCAACUUAUUCCACAGCGCUGUACAAUGGGGCCUAUACAAAAUGUAGAGAGGACUCUAACCGUGAGCUGAGAUCUAUCCAUUGAAGCUGUUUUAUACAAAGAAAGUGCCUGGUUAAAUAGCCCGUGAGCUUACACACAAUUGGCCUAUAAUAAUUGUAUUUUCUUUUUCCCUUCCCCAAAAUGAACUGAAUUGAAUUUUUCAAUAUCAUUUUAUACUACCGUGUUGUUGGCCAGAUAGAGCUCAAUAUGAAGUAUUUUUGUUUGAAUGACUGCAGUCUUAUCCAAAAUAUAUUUUGUUUUUCUUUUUUUAUUCAUUAAAGGACCACUAUAGUGCCCUGAGGGUGCCCCCACCCUCAGGGACCCCCUCCCGCCCGGCUCUGGAAGGGGAAAGGGGUAAAAACUUACCUUUUUCCAGCGCUGGGCGGAGAGCUCUCCUCCCCGUCGGCUGAAUGCGCACGCGCGGCAAGAGCUGCGCGCGCAUUCAGCCGGUCACAUAGGAAAGCAUUCAUAAUGCUUUCCUAUGGACGCUGGCGUGCUCUCACUGAAAAUCACAGUGAGAAGCACGCAAGCGCCUCUAGCGGCUGUCAAUGGGACAGCCACUAGAGGAAAUAGGGGAAGGCUUAACCCAUUCAUAAACACAGCAGUUUCUCUGAAACUGCUAUGUUUAUGAAAAAAUGGGUUAACCCUAGCUGGACCAGGCACCCAGACCACUUCAUUAAGCUGAAGUGGUCUGGGUGCCUAGAGUGGUCCUUUAAACAAUUUGAAUAACCUGCAUGUAUAAUGGGUAUCUGGGCAUAUAUUUGCACGCUUUGUUAGAACUACUAAGGUUACUUAAUGUGUGUGUGUGUGUGUGUGUGUGUGUGUGUGUGGGGACAGGUGCCCUGAUCGUGUUCCGCACAGGAUAAGACCAGCUGAAGAGGGGCGUAAAUAACAAUUGAACACAUACCUAUAGGCUUUUACUGAUAGACUAGAUUAUAUGCAUACAUAUAGUAAUGUCCUUCAUUGGGUCAAUAAAUCAAACUCUGUAUAACUCCUUAACAUGCAUCCAUUUUUAUGUGAUUUUUCGUGUAGCCGUGCCUUCCAAUAUUUUAAAUGGCCAAAGAGGAACACUUUCUUUUUAAGAGGUGUGGCUGAAGGUAUGUCCAGGGCGCGCUUAUGCUAAGAUAUUGAGGCAAUAUAAAUUAUUUGAACUGCACGUUUAACUUCAAACAAAAUCAGACAAUCUACUAUACAGAGAUAUUUGUAAAUAAAUUGACGUUUAUAGACCCGUUAUGGCGAGUUUUAUUGUUGUGAAGCUCGGUGAUACGAUUUAACUCCCGAACUAGAAAGGAGGGAUAUUAUGAUAAAAAAGACAGACUGGCCUAACUAAAUAGACAUUUGUGGGGUAUAUUAUAUGAUCAUAGUAUGAAGGCACUUACUUGUUCCUAAACGCUAUACAUUUAUGUAAUACUGUAGUACAGUUACAUGCUAUAUGGCUGAAAUCUUUUUAUUACAAAAACAAAUUGGCCCAGUACAUGAGAGCAGGAUUGUAUGCAGUAAAGAUAAUUAUAAUAAAAACCUAGCUCAUAAUCGACAAAUCUUUAUUGUAGGAAAUUGCAUGUGAAACCUUGUUCUCAUUGUGAUUUAAACUAUAUGUAGAUGGGCCAUUCUAGAGUCAACACGAAGUUGAGUUCAUGGCGAACCCUGAAGUUUGAAAGUUAAUCUAUAGAUUUAUUGGUAACCACGGCAACGUGUUAAUCCUACAGCAGGAUUCUAAAAUGCUCAAUACAACCAGUGGAUAAAAGAAUGAGUGCUUCUAAUACAUAAAUGUUUUCAUUUAGUCUGAUGUGUAUUCUAAAAAACUUCAUAAAUUGAAAUUAGUUUAAUUAAAUCAUGUACCCUGUGUAUAUGAAAGGAGUAAAUUAAAUUGGAAAGGAAAACAUUUAAUCUUUUGAAACUACAUGGGGAGUGGCAGUCAGGGAACAUAUUCAUCAAUAUUUAAAGUACUCAAUAUUUCAAGAAUUCCAAAAUACUGAAGAUAUUUCAGACAAGUUAAAAUUUCAUGAAAAUUAAAAAGGGAGAGGGGGUUUGUCUGCAGGAUUUAUGUUUUUGCUUUUAGCUCAUGCAUUUAGCACAAUUAUAGACUAAACUUUAAUUUUAAACAUCUUGUUCUUGGUUGCAAGCAGCAUAAACUCAUUAAUCUUAAUUUCUGAUUAGCAGCUAAAUGUUCCUUUCUAAAAAAAAAAUUGAGCCUCCGGUCAUUAUCUAUUUAAUGUAGCCAGAUUUACUGGUUGUGUAAGGACAGCUGAUACCACCCAUCAUCCAUGUGUUUGUGGCGAACAUAUUGAGCUGCUUGAGCCCUGUAAUAUUGGGUAUUGGGGCCCUAUAUAAAAUGAGCUAAACCUAUUUCUUUGAUUUAGCCUAAUUCACUAAACUGCUAAUUGUAUAGCAUUGACAAGGUAAUUGUGAAUUCUGUCCAAGAUGGCUUAUCUGGAAUAAAUGUUUAAUUGAAAAAUAUUCUUACUCCGAUAUUUGUUUUGCAAUUUCUUUGUCAAUUUUUGAAAUGUAGGUAAUAAACCAUAUAAUGUCCAAUGAAAAAAAAAUUAAAAUUAAAAUCAAUUUAAAUGUGAAGAUCUGUAUCGAGAUGUUUCAUUUGAAUACUUAAAUGCUGUACGUAAGUGUUGAUAGAGUUGGACCCUGCUAAGUAUUUUGUUUGAAACAAAUUGUCUUGGUGUGAUGCUUUGUUGAAAUGAGUCACUGUUUUUCGACUAUAGGUGCCUCUUGUGAACCAAUUGCUGAUAUUUUCCCACCAAGUCUCUUUGAUAAGUGUGAAAGGUUUUGCAAGGCAAUGUGACAAAGUGGCUGUGAUUUAAGGCUGUCUAUGGGCUAGUGUUGAUCUGGGGAUGGCUGGGUAGCAGAUGCAGUCAUCUCUGGAUAAUUUGUGGAUGUACGGUUCUUGAUCUGGCUACAUGUUUCCCUGAUCCCCGCUGUCUCUGACCAGGGUGACUGAUUAUUAAACGCUGGAGUGAUUCACGCAUCCCCUGCCAUCUGUGCGGGCCUUUUGUCUGUCGAACAAAGAGAGUUGAGAAUGGAGGUCUCUGUCUUUCAAAUGGCAGCGAUUAACUUGGGGCCUUCUCCUGCAUGAAUCAGAUCAGCAAGGCUGCAGCUAGUGACAGCGGUGAGAUCCUCAACACUGAAUCACUAGUGUCUCAAAAUUAGUUUCAAAAGAAGCGUGUAUUCCACAUUGAACAGUGUCCAUUAAAUCUGGUACAAGAAACAUGUAAAUAUCUGGCUGCACUAAUAGGAUGUAGAGAGCACUGUUGGAAUGUAGACUCCUGAAAAGUUUACAUUUAUCUAAUUUUUUAUUUAAUUUAAUACUGUCUUUUCAGAGAAAAUGCAGCGUUUACAAUACAGCCUAGUGAAAACUUCACUGGCCACUCCUUAGAUGGCUGCUAGAGCUGCUUCCUAUCUGUCUUGCCUAGUUUGAAUCACAACAUUCAGUAUAUCCUCCCUCUGCAUGCAGACACUGAACUUUCCUCAUAGAGAUGCAUUGAUUCAAUUAAUCUCUGAGAUGAUGCUGAUUGGUCAGGGCUGUGUUUGACUUGUGCUGGUUCUGCCCCUGAUCUGCCUCCUUCACAGUCUCAGCCAAUCCUAUGGGGAAGCAUUGUGAUUGCCUCAGAACAACACUCUUGAUGAUGUCAGCAGGCAGCUUGCUGUUCUGAGGCAAACAGGGACAAAACCAGCAGCUUCAGGCUUGAAUACAAGUAAGAUUUUACUAUAUUUAGGAAGGCAAGAGUGGGCAGGGGGACUAGAUGGUGGUAGUAACACUAUAGGGUCAGAAAUGUUUGUGUUCCUGACCCUAUAGUGUUCCUUUAAAGUAACGCUAAUAAGAUCAAAUACCUGUGAUGAAUUUCUUUUAAUUUUGGGUAGUUCUCUUGCAGUGUUGUAAAAUAUUUUGCUGUUUUCAGCAAUGUAACCCAGCCUCCUUAGCCACCCCCUCUCAAAUUCAACAUGUUCCCGAUUCCCAGGAAGAAACAUACCUUUUCAGCCAAUGAAAAUCGAGGCAUGUCUUGUCUAGUGUAAGGAACACACUGCACCAUAGAGAAAAGGUCAGAGCCCAUAUGUGCUCCUCUUCCUCUCUCCCUGUAAUGCAAGUAAUAAAUUCUCCUCCUGUACAGGUCAGCCAACCUCCCUAACCACUGUUGACCCCUUCCCUGUCAGCCAACCUCCCUAACCACUGUUGACCCCUUCCCUGUCAGCCAACCUCCCUAACCACUGUUGACCCCUUCCUUGCCAUUCCCUGUCAGCCAACCUCCCUACCCACUGUUAACCCCUUCCCCUCCAACCCCUGUUAAUUAAUUUUGAUAGCUAGGUGUAUAUAAUAUACAUAUUUAUGUGUGUGUGUGUAUAUAUGUGUGUGUGUGUGUGUAUGUAUAUGUGUAUGUAUAUAUAUAUAUAUAUAUAUAUAUAUUUACACAAAGCUCUAUAGGUGUUUAGAAUUUUGUUUCUUUAUAGUUAUUUAUAAUCAACAUAUGACAAUGUGAUACCUAAUGUGGUGAAGAAGUGUGUGUGUGUGUGUGUGUGUGUGUGUGUGUGUGAGAGAGAGAGAGAUGUGGUAUGUAUCUGAACGCUGUAUUUGUAGUGUAACUAAGGUUGAGUAAUUCUUGGGCAGGCAUUGUGGGCAUGUUGAAUAAUGCAAAUUACAUCAUGAAGCUCUGGUACGCCCCAUAAGGCGUGUCAUUACUGAUUCAUAGAGAAUCCCUGGAGCAUGGCCAUUGGUGGGGCCAGAAAGUAGGGAGAAAGCAAAGGGGGAAAUAACAUGCAAUCAGAGGAGGAGCAGUCAAUCUGAUCAAUAAAGUUGCUUGUAAAGCUCAUUUUACACUAUUUUUGGGGGCAAAAGGCAUUUAGUGGCAGUAGGUUUACGGGGGGAGGAGCCUUUUUGGGGGGGGGGUUUUGUUGUGUUUUUUUUUUAUUUUUUAUUUUUUUUUACCUAUACAGUUUUUAAUUCUGGGCUGACAGAUGACACCCUGGUGAUGCUGCCAGAGGUGGAGUUACAACUCUGGAAGUUGAGUUAAACUCUGUAUGUGCAGCAUUUCAAAGGAUUGUUGAAGUGGUUAUAGUGUGUGAACUAGCCCUUUAAAUUAGGAAACCGAGCUGGCUAUGUUUUUAUGUUAUUACUGAUAAUUAUGUAAAAAUUAUUUUGAAUAAUUCUAUGGCUAUUAUGGAAUAUAGAGUAUGCUUGUAAAUGCGUAUAGAUGAACCAUUGAGAAUUGAAGGUAGUUUCUUCUCGUUCAUAAAACGGGGGGAAAAAUACCCAUUCAAAGGAAGAUGUUUAUGUUCUGCUAAUUGGUGCAUGAAAUUGUCACUUAGCAUUGUCUCUUAGCAUCGUCUCUGACUGGAUGAAGAAGCCGGUGGCAGAAUGAGCAUUCCCGAUUCAUCUACGGGAAAAGAACACGUGGUAACAUGUGCCUGCAAACUCAGAAUGUCAACGACUUUUCUAUCGAUUCCCACAAAUCACCUGAUUUCUGACAUUGUGGCUUCUAUCAUUUGAAUCAUAAAAGAUCUGUGUGUUUAUUUACUAAACCAUGAGCUGUGAUGAGUUGAUAAUGAAAGAUAAUAUAACUAUGCAAGAGUAAUAUCUCUAAAGUAGCAGGGAUGGAUAGGUUUUCGCAAGUCAUUGAUUUUAGUGCGACUGUUCAGUCACAACAAUUCACUGUUUAGUGAAUAAACUCGUUUAAAAAUUGCAGUUGACAUGCCAAGCCACUGAGCUAUUUAAGCCAUCCUUUAAUUAUGCUGAGGUUCCUUUUUCCAGUUAAAUAUUUAUCACACAGUCCAAUAAUUAAAGGAACACUAUAGGGUCAGGAACACAAACAUGUGUUAAAAACACCAUCUAGCCCCCUGAUACCACCCCCUCCCUUGGCCUCCUAAAUAUAGCAAAAUCUUACCUUUAUUCCAGUCUACAGCUGCUGGCUCUGCCUACUUGGCUGACAUCAUUAGAAGUGUUGCUGAAAGCCAAUUACAAUGAUUUCCCAUAGGAUUGGCUAAACUUGUCAAGGAGGCAGAUUGGGGAAGAGCCAGCACAAGUCAAACACAGCCUUGGCCAGUCAGCAUCUCCUCAUAGAGUUGCAUUAAAUCAAUGCAUCUCUGUAAGGAAAGCUCAGUGUCCCCAUACAGAGGGUGGAGACACUGAAUGUAAGUGCUGCACACUGCAGCACUGCCCUAGGAAGCACCUCUAGUAGCUCUCUGAGGAGUGGACUGUGGAGGUAUCCCUAGGCUGUGGUGUAAACACUGCCUUUUCUCUUAAAAGGCAGUGUUUACUUUAAGAAGCCUGUAGGUAAUGAUGAUACCCAUCAGAACAAAUGCAAUAAGCUGUAAUUGUUCUGGUGACUAUAGUAUCCCUUUAAAUCAGAAGGACCGAAGAAUGGAUUGACAGGUGGGAGAAAAAACUAUUUUUGAAUAGAUUUUUCUCCCGAUCUAGAAUUUACUAGCAAACCUGCUAGCACAAUGUAUAGAUGAAACUUGGUCCUUUUUAAAAAUAGCAAAAGUAGUUUUGGUCAUGAUAGGUGCCCUUUAAUGCAUGGUUAAAUUAGGGCACUGCUGUGUCAUCAGAGAACUUUGAUGCAAAUUUUCUACAAUGGAAUCCUGUGAAAUUGUAUAUCUAUUGUUCUCUAUGCGAAUUGAGACUGGGUUUAAGGAACAUUUAAAAAGUAGUUUAAUGGUUUCAUUCGGUAAAAUGGACAUUGCAAUUUUACAUGAACCUUGUUUUGAUAUGAGAUGCAGACAUUUACUGCCUCCUGGCAAUGGGGAAAGCCUCGGAAAAUGAGCCAUUUUUAUUUUGAUAAUCACAGUUGGGCUGCUUAGAUUGUAGUAUGUUGCCCUACGGCUCAUUGUCUGAUGUACAGCCUGUCACGCAAGCACCAUCAAGGGAGAGCGCAGUCGACACCUUAUGUCACCAACAGAUUAAUAAAACAUCUGUUUUGAGACGUCUAGCACUAUGUAUGAUGUUCUGUAUCAGGGCUAUGCAGUGUUUUAUGUAGAGUACAAAUUACAGUGCCAAAAUGAUGGUAGUGUCGGAGUAUACUUGCAUAUGCUCUAUAUAACAUCCAUAUUGUAAAGGGUUGGAAAGAAGGCUUGAUAGAGGGUAGAAAUGGCAUAAACUGUAUUAACAAUAGUGCUUGUGAAGAAUGCUUUUAAAUGCAUUGGCAUCGUUGACAUCAGAUAUGCCAAUAGACUUGUAGUAGUUAGUUUGCAUGCUUAUACCCCAGUGGGGAGGCAAUAAAGAUCUAUUUUUCUCCUCUUCACUAGACCUUUUGAUUGUGCAUGGUCAAAGCUCCUCAUUUCAGAUUAUCAUGGAAUCGAUUUGUUAGCAGACUAUUUUUUUCCAAACAUUUCUGUGCUGAGUAAUAUCUGUCGGACCCACUUUAACCAGAGGGUCACCCGAUAACAAAGCAUUCUAUAAUUUACUGCACAUGCAUUUGUGUUAAAUCCGUUUUUAUUGAAAUCAAUAUAGAAAACCAUUUUCCCAUGCAUGGGAUGCAAUGCACUCUUGGCGAACCGUAUAAGAAGCAGUGUAGGUAUAGCAGUGGUACAGCGACUUUUGCCUGCACCGAGGCACAUGAUGUGUUAAAUCAGUUGUGAUUGCUUUCAAUGAGUUAAACAGGUUUCCCACGCGGGGGAAGUACCGCGUACGUUGCAAUUAGGAUGAGAUGUGGUUUCAGCUGUUUUGGUUAGCUCAUAUUGAGAAUUAACGCAUUCGCUUUGUUGCACAUGCAUUUGGACCAACAUUUGUAUUUGGCUUUUGAUGUUAAUUUCAGUAACUUUUCUAGAUCCACUCAAUUUAGUUUCUAAAACGUCUCCUGAGUUAAUGAGAAAACUAUGGGAAUCUCGAUCAGUGGAGAUCUGCUAAGUAGAGAACAUGCGAACUUCAUAGAUAAAAUAUUGAAAAUUUUAAUUAUUUAAAAAUCCCAUUUGGAUAAAGUGCCUGCUUUUGUAUAGUUACGUCAGUCCAUGCUGGAAUUCUUUCUGGAGUCAGAAAAUAGAUUUGUGCUACUGAACCUGCCAACCUCAUGGUCCAGAACUCAAUCUAGUCUUCAGUCUACGAUAGCAAAGCAAAUUCUGCAGCAUAUUCCUGUACGGGUCUCUUGUUUGAUAUUGUGAGAAUUGUGAUAAGCCAUGGAGAAUCCUGCAGUAAGAAGUCUGAUUGGCAUCUGCAAUUUCUAAGAUGUUUCUACUGUAGACAAGGUCAUUCUUUUCCCCAGGUGUUUCACGGUUGGGUACCUUUUCUUUAAGCUAUGCUUUUCUAUGCAUUGAAAGUGUGUGUCUUCUUGACCUUCUAAUGAUUGACUAUCCCAUGUUCAAUCUAUGUAUUGCAAUAAUUGCAAAGAGUUGUAAGAAUGGUAGCCAACAAGCGCAGACAUCCCUGGUCAAGUUUGGGAGGAUUCUACUCCAGUGCAAUUUGUGAAGCUGUUCAACAUUCUAGAGAUAUGCUGCUAAUUCUCAUUUCAUCUGGGCUAUAGGAUCAUAUUGCUAUCUCUGUUUGUUUUUAAAUAGAAGAGAAUUCGGAGAAGAAGAAUAAAUAUGUGCUCGGUGGAACAAGAUGUAAUAGAAUGGCUGUGUAUGGUGUUGUACUGGAGGGAAUAGGCACCACAUAAUUUAGAGAUAGCGUAACCGAAUAUAAAUUGUAGUCCUAAAUCCUGAUAUCUUGACCAUUUGGAGUCUCUGGUGAGAGCCAACAUUAUUAUUCCACUAACAUUUGGAGUGCUGGUUUGUGUCCUUGCAAAGCGGAUGCAGUACUUUCUAGUAUACAUACAUUGAGUGUUUUAAAUGAUUUCUUGUUAAAAUCAGAAGCUGUCUAAAUGCUAAGAGUGUGUUACACAUAACUACACUGUUUUUAAGUUAAAGGGACACUAUAGUCGCCAGAGCAACUACAGCUUAAUGUAGUUGUUCUGGUGAGUAUAAUGGCACCCUUCAGGUAUUUUCAUGUAAACACUGCCUUUUAAGAGUCCCUAGGGACAUCUCCAAGUGGCCACUCCUAAGAUGGCCACUGGAGGUACUUCCUGGCUCAGGGCUGCACAAUAAGCAACCCUGCCGUUCAGCGUCCCCAUGCUCUGCAUGGAGACGCUGAAUUUUCCUCAUAGAGAUGCAUUUAUGCAACGCAUCUCUAUGAGGAGGUCCUGAUUAGGGAAAACAGCAUUUGGCCCCGCUACAUGCUGAUUUUAGCCAAUCCAAUGCUUUCCCUAUGGAAAGGCAUUGGAUUGUCUAAAAAAUCAGCCAUUUUGAUGAUGUCACAAAGGGAGCAGAGCCAGCGACAGCGGACCUGCACAGCGCUGGAAAUAAGGUGAGUUUUAACCUAAAGGAGGGCAAGCCACCUAAAUGGUGGGUUUAGCACUAUUGGGUCAGGAAUACAUGUUUGUGUUCCUGAUCCUAUAGUGAUUCUUUAAUACUGGAAUGUAAGGAAUUGUGUUAAUCCAUCAUUUAUAAAAACUGGAUACUUUAUGCUAUGCUGUAGCUACAAUUUAAUGUAAAGAUAUUUUUCAAUUUAUUUGGCUGGGCUGUUCUUUGAAAUAGAACAUACUCUCUAUCAUUUCUGUUUGUGAGUGUUAGGAGUUGGUAGUUAUUUCCACAAUCUCAGAUGAUCUAAUUAAAUGUAUUUUUAAUUGGAUUAUUAAAAAAACAAUUAAAAGACCAUAGUUAGGGGCCUUUUAGAAUUAUAUGCAUAAUGCAUUUAACUAGAAAAUCCAGAAAAGGUAGCCAACGGCUAAACUUCUAUCCACAAAGUGCCUGCUAAAUCUAUUAAUAUUCAAUACACUUGUCUCCCUCAUAGUGAACAAUAAACUCUUCUCAAAGUAUAACCGUAUCAUAUCAGGUACUCACGUUUGCGUCAGCAAAAUAAAGCUAGUCAGGCCUGAAAAAAAUAUCUUCACGCAGACCUAAACAUUUCUUAAAAUCCAUGAUUUUUUAUCAUUUUUAAUUACUUUAGCUUAAAGUUUUAAAAAAAUGGCAAACAAAAUCCACACAACAGUGCAGUUUGUCCAAAAUAGUUUCGUACAAAAUGGGUUUGUAUGUAAAACUUGUCAGGCUCUGUUCACUUGAGUUAGCAUGUUCAUCUCCCGUGUUAAAAUUAGUGUAGGACCCACCAAUAUUGAGAUACUGUGAAUUAGUGGUGGGCUUAAUAUGAUAUGGCUAAACGGCAACUGAAUUACCAUAUUUGUUUGCCAAGAUAGGUGAUAUUAAGUAACCUUUCAAAAUUUAAAGCUGUAUUUUUAUUUUUUGUUUGUGUGUGUGUGUGCUGUUCCUUUAACUGUAUUUAUUUUUUUUUACCAACAUUGUUGUUGUGGCUCUUCCUCGAGUAUAGAGCCAUUCUUGAACUGUUUAACCCUGAAGUCUGUGUCCCAGCUCCGAUCUCUAUCUUUGGAACUCCCCCUCCUCCCCUGUCCUAUCGCUAUUUGGAAUCUUCGAUAACGGAAGGCUUGGGCAUGGACGCUGCUGAUUGGCUUGGAGCAUCAGCUGACCACUCUAAGCCAGCUAGUAGCUCCCCAUUGAUUUAAAGAUUUUUUUUUUUAAAUUUUUUUUUUAGUAUACAGUUCUGGAGGACAAGGCAUGCCAAAAUAACUUUUUAUUUUUAUUCUUUAUUUUUUAUUUUUUUUAAUUCUCUUUUAUUGAGUGAUUAAUGCAUCAUACAAUACAAGGUAAAUAAAAGUCAAGUCACGCAACAAAUUGGUGAGAAGAUUAUUGCUCGUGUACAUAUGUAGCUGGUGGUAAUCAGUUUACCAGCGGUGCGUAGUAUGCUUUAAAUCACAGUAGAGUAUACUUUUUAGAGAGUUAGAAGGUUAGACAGCGUAGAGUCUAGCGUUUACAAACUGGAUAACCACUCAUUUUGUAUAAAGUACAUGAAAAGUUGCAGGUUAGUCAGCGGCCAAAAUACAUUUCUGUCUAGGUGACUUGGGUACCCCUCUGAGAAAAGGCAAUUGUCUAAAGAUAAAUGUAAUGAGAUGAAAAUCUCAGAUUGAUGGAUCUACUAUAAAUGAGCAGUGAUUGGCACAGGCUGCGGCAAAUAAUUGUAUGAAUCCAUAUACUGCAGUGUUAUACUGGAAAAAUUACUAGACUGGCAAUUUAAUACAAAUUUCUAGUAAUAAGAAAGAUACCGCAAUUUGGCAAACCAUAUAAGUAACGGGUUGCAGACGUCUGCCUUUAUCUCCGCCAAUAAUUAGCAUGCUGACUGUGCAGUAUUUAUAAAGCGCUAUGUGGAUCCAAGUGAUACGUUUUAUGAUCUUGUCUUUUUUUUUCUUCUAUUAGCAUCUCAACAAUAAUUUUAAUUUGCUUGCUUUUACUUUUCCUAUUCCUGCUGCUGCCAUGUUCAGGUAAGGAUACGCUUUGGCUUCGGGAACCAAAUCUGUCAGGAGCUCACUUCAGUGCUAUACUCAUUAUAACAACACUGAUGUCUAUGGUGGCUCCUGUGAGAGCCACCAUAGACAAGUCUUGUUUCUUGACCGCGUUGACUCCGCCUUUUUGUCAAGCGCAGAAAAAAUAAAUAUGACAAAGUAGUUCCUUUUUACUGCGUUGGAAUUUUAUCUUUAUAAAAAAAAUACUCAUUUGUGAAUUGGGGAAGAGAGGCGCUUUAAAGAACCACUAUAGUGCCAGGAAAACAAACUUUUUCCUGGCUCUAUAGGAUCUUUGGGUCCCCCUCCAGCCGGGCUCAAGAGCCUCGGGGCUGGGGACUCUCCUCUCUUCCGACAUCAUCCGACAUCAAAGCUUUCCUAUGGACGGCAGCAUCUUCUCACUGUGAAAAUCACAGUGAGAAUCGCGGAAGCGCCUGUAACGGCUGUCAGUGAGACCACCACUAGAGGCUGGAUUAACCCUACAGCUGCAGGGUUAACUCUAGAUCGACCUGGCACCCAGACCACUUCAUUGAGCUGAAGUAGUCUGAUUGCCUAUAGUGGUCCUUUUAGGUGAUUUCAACUCCUGCAGGUUCGCUUCUGUGAUUUCAACACAAGCCUCCUCUGAGACGGCAACACACCGGUUUUAUUGCCAGCAUGUCUCCGUCUGAGUUAAGUCAGUGCUAGCAGCGUGAGCGAGCAAGUUUCCAUCACAACCACAGCGCAUGCACAGUGGUUGCUAUGUAUAGAGAGCAGAAAGACUGACUGUGGGAGAUUUUUUCUGCUUUGACCUUGUCCGUCAAUUCCUCAGCAUAGAGUCUAUGCCGAAGAUUUGACUGACAGUUGGGAGAAAGACCUAUUUUAAAAUAGUCCUUCACUCUUCCCACCCCCCCUAAAUUAUACAUUUGCUUUUAAUUACAUGUUGGAAAAAGCCCAAAACUUUGCUAGUAUUUUGGCAUUCAGGUUUUUUUUACUCCCUAUGAAAAUGAUCAGCUGUGAAAAUGAAAACCUAUUUUAAAAUAGUCCUUCACUCUUCCCACCCCCCCUAAAUUAUACAUUUGCUUUUAAUUACAUGUUGGAAAAAGCCCAAAACUUUGCUAGUAUUUUGGCAUUCAGGUUUUUUUUUUUUUUGGUUUUUUUACUCCUUAUGAAAAUGAUCAGCUGUGAAAAUGAAAAAAAAAAACAUGAAAAGUAACAAAAUAUAUGUGCACUUUUCAUUGUUGUGAAUGGGCCUGGAAAAAGCAAACGUUACACUUUUUUGAGAAAUGUAUGCAUUUAUAAGCAUGUUCUUUUUGGAAUGGAAUUUGUGAAUUUUUUUUUCUUUUUCUUUUUUUUUUUUUUUUCUUUCUCUAAAUGGUGAAUUAAAAGCAGACAAGCAAAUUUGUCUAACAUUUUCAAUAUAUGACUAUAACUGCAUAGCCGAUUUGUAAUACAUCUCUAAUCAAUUAUGCAUUUUUUUCCCCAUCCGUUAUUUACAUCAAAUCAUAAAUGUAUAAACCCCUAAGUUUUUUUUGUUUGUUUUUAACACCUGUUUAAAUUACAAGGAAAUGUAUUAUUUUCCGUGGGUAAAUACACAUCUUUGUGAUGUGUCAGAGGGUGUUUCUUAUUAAAUUCAAUUAACAACUUUCCUUAAAUCAUGAAAAGAAAGAGAUAAUAUAAUCGCCCAGGGAGUGUAUGCACCAAUAUAUCAAAGUAACUUGUUUGUUGUUCGUCUUUAAUCAGGAGUAGAGUUUAAUUCCUACAAAACCUAUCGUGUUUGAGACGAGAAUGACAUGCUUACUAUGGAAACCACUCACGCCAUGUAAUGAAAGGUAUCGCUCUGGGUUUCUGUAAGCCUCUAAUCAGCUUAUUUGUGGGGCUGGGUCAUGUGACUGCGAGUAACCACAUGUUGUUUGGAUUAAACUAGAAGAAGGAAUUAAGAUCCUUAAUCUGGAGGGCACUCGACAGGUCAGUUUAACUGUUAAAAACUUGGUCUUGAAUGGCUGUAUAAUAUUUACCCUCCCAAGAAAAACUUAAAGGGAAACUCUUAGCACCCUAAAUACUUGCUUAAUGUGUUUCUUGGCACAGAGACUGUUCUUAAAGUGAAACUAUAGUGCUAUAUCACAAUGCCUCCCUUUAGUGUGCCUUACACCCCUCCUCCCCCGGUGCUGCCUUUCCUACUCCUCAUCGGCAGGAUGGACCUAAUGCGCAUGGACUAGUGCUUUCCUAUGGGGUUUUGGGUAUUGCUGCAGAACAUGAACAUUUUGUGCGUUACUAUGAGAAGACAUGGUAGCUCUGAGCCUGCCUCCACUCAAUAUUGCCAUCACUGGAAUUUCAGGGAGACUAGCUGCAUUGCUAAACAUAAGAGUAAGAGCCUCUAGGCUUGGACUGAGCCUUGAUUAUCAUAUUAGGAUGGCACAUCUUCCUGUGUAUCUGUCAUGCAUUAUUUCUCUGCUCUUGAUAAGGAAGAGUUACAUUUGGAGAAAAAAAUAAAUGAUCUGGAUAGAAGUAAGCUAGCAAGUGCCGGUUGUGGCCAGCAAUCGUUCAUUCCAUCUUAAUGGUCAAAAAAACUAAACUAAACCUAGUAGGUUUCUGUGUUAUUAAUGAGACCAGACUUUAUUUUAAUGUCCUCACCACUGCAAGCCUGGAGGGUGUAUGACACACUCAUUUAUGGGUGGAUUUUUACUUGCCAAGGUUGAAUUUCACUCCUCGGUGGCUAGUGGGUGAGUUGAAAUUCUGAGCAUUGCAUGGGAUACAUACCUGUAUUCAGGGUCGGACUGAGGAUACAAAGCAGCACUGGGAGAAAACACACAGACAAGCGUAUUGGUAUACACACAUAGUACAGACAAACUCUGACACGCACAAGCUUUCUACAGACAGGCUCACUACAAAAUAGCUCACUGAUACACACAUGCUUUCUACAGACAAGCUCACUGUCACACAAAUGCUCAGUACAGACAAGUUCACUGACACACACAUGCUCCCCAUAGAAAAGUUUGUAAUAAACAUGGUCUAGAUAUUCUGUGGCCACAAUUUAUUUUUUCCUGCGAACGAGUCAUUGGCACAAUGCCACACCUACAAUGGAACAGAUAUGAUGAUAUGCUUCUAAAACCUCGCUUUAGAGGGAUCUGGUUAUAUAUGCAGUGGAGAACCUCAGACUUUAUCAAACCGUUCCAAAACAAUCUGACCGAAUUCAUGAGCAGUAUGCACCGAUUAGUAGAGCUAUAACCAAUGUCGCACAUACACACACAAGCUCACUCACUAGCAGUCACACAUACACACCAGCUCACUCACUAGUAGACACACGCAUGCAAGCUCACUCACUAGCAGGCACACACACACAUACAGCUUAAUGUAGUGGUUCUGGUGUCUAUAGCCUUUCCCUGCAGGCUUUUCAAUGUAAACACUGACUUUUCAGAGAAAAGGCAGUGUUUACAUUGCUUCCUAAUGAUGCCUCUAGUAACAGUCACUCACAGUCACUAGAGGUGCUUCCUGUGUCAAUGCUGUACAGUGUGCAGCACCUACAUUCAGCACCUCCACGCUCUGCAUGGAAGCGCUUAAUGUUCCCCAUGGAGAUACAUCAAUUCAGUGCAUCUCUAUGAGGAGAUACUGAUUGGUGUAGCAUUUUGCAUUUGCAAAACAUUUAAUUGGCUGAGAUCAUCAAACUUGAUGAUCUCAGCCAUAGAGGCAGGGCCAGUCGAGGGGAGACAAGCGCGGUGUGUGGGAAUAAAGGGUGAGUAAAAACACUAUUCCCUUGCCAAUGGAAAGGGUUUGAUAACCUAAACACACACAUACACCAUCAUCACACACACCAUGACAGACCUAUACACUCACACUGACAGACUGACUCACACAUUAUUGCUAUCUGUGGGAUCCAGUGGGUGACCGGCCAGGUGUUUGUGCAGGUGGGCGGCAUGCUGGGUGGUCGUACAGGGUGGGCAGCUGGUGGCGCAUGUAUGGAGCGGUGCUGUCUCUGCUCCCCAGCGUGCAACUUAAUGAGACCAGGGCCGGAAUAUGACGUCCUAUUCCGGCACUGGUGUCAUUAAAUAGCACGCGGUGGAGCAGAGCAGAGACAGCACAGGUCUCCCACCAGCUGUCUGCUGCCCAUCGGGAAACUUCCCGGUAUCCCGGUGGGCCAGUCUGGCCCUGCCUGUAUUUCACCUGUGGCUCGUCAUUGGGAUUCCAGAUGUUUUUAGCAAUGAUAAGCUAAAUGCUGCUGUGAGAGCAUGUAACCCCGCUAAGUAUCAAAAGUGUUCUAUGUCUGCUCUUGGGCUGGCUCAGUAUCAAGAGAGUGUGGAGCCUUCUCUCUAGCUGGCUCAGCACAUUUAGAGCACUGUGAUCACCAGAUUGAUCACCAAACCUUGCUGAAUGCCAUGGAAGCAGAAAGCCUGGCUGACUGAGGAUGAUGAGAAAUGUAGUCCACAACAGCUGGAUAGGCAAGGAUUCGUCAUCACUGACCGAAUUCUUCUGUCGUGGCCAUUGAAGCCAAAUUAAACAAUCCACACCUAAAUGUUUUAAGUCGAUCCCCUGCCAGCAGUUUUGGCUUCUCUUGCUGGUCCUUAACCAUUUUCUUACCCUUCUUAAUUAUAUGUAGAGUAUCGUUCUGUAGCAGCUGUGUUUUUAUGGGGGUUUUUUUCCCUCUCUUCCUUUUAAACUUGGCUUGGUGUCUGCCAAUGAUGACAAAGUCUUUCUCAAAAAUGUAUAUACAUCCCUUCUACCACUCCUUAAAACUACACUUUAAGGAUUAUUCGCUUGAGAAUUCAAAGUGAAUUUCUAAUUAAAGAUCAAAAUAUCCCAACUGUAAAAAUUCUCCAAGUCACCUUUGCUUUGUUUCUAUUUUUACCUUAAAUUUGGAAUUUUCACUUUAUUAAAUAACCCUCAGUUUGUCAUUCUGGCAUGAUAGAUUGACUCCUAGUUUGAUGUUUGUAUUUAUUGUAUCUUUAAUAUGUGAUGCGCAUUUUAGAACCAAUACUCAAAAUGGAAUGCUAACAUCUAAAGUAACAACCUCUUCAAUAACUAGAAAAACAAAUUGCUAUUGAUUGUGUGAAAUGUUUAACAAAAAUCUUUGUGUUGAUGUGAUGGCAGGGUCAGUCUCUGACUAUUUUGAACUGGAGCUCCAUGUGCUCGUGGCGUACCCCUUGCUUUUGGUGUGCAUACCACAGGUAAAGAAACCAGUUUCAGAUACAGCAAAUGUUAUGCUUCUGGGGUAAAGGAACUUUAUAGUCCCCCCAAAAAAGUGGCUUAAUAAAGCCGUGAUGGUGUACAGAUCAUGUCAGUGCAGUCUCACUGCUCAUUUCUCUGCCAUUUCUGAGUAAAUCACUUUUGAGUAUGUUUAUCCAGCUCAUGCCAACCUCUCAUGGCUGUGACUCACACAGCCAGAUGUUAACUUACUUUAGACAUUUUUAUCUCCUGCUCUGUAAAUUGAACCUUAAUUGCACAUGCAGGUAGGUGUGAUUAGGGCUGGAUAAACAAAGUUAUUUAACUCCUAAAUGGCAAAAGAUUGAGCAGUGAGACAUGAUCAAUACAUCAAAACCGCUUCAUUAAGCUGUUUGGUGACAAUAUAGUGUCCCUUUUAACACACCUCUAGUGGUAGAAAGCCACUAGAGGCACUUUUGAUAAUUCGCUCUAUUAUUCAAUCAAAUGCUGCUCAGAGAGUGAGCUUGAUUGUCUCAAUGUUUUGCCAUGAAUGCACCGCCAAGGGGAAGCUUUGGAUUGUCUGAGAUCAUAAAGAUAUUUUGGGCUAAAACAGCAUUAAAGGGGCACUAUAAGCACCUGGGCCACUUCAGCUCAUUGAAGUGGUCUGGGUACAGUGCCCCUAUUGCAGUGCCCCUAUUGCAGUGUCCUUAUUGUUCCAAAGAAACAGCAAUGUUUACAUUGCAGCACUAAGUCUGCCUUCAGUGGCUGGAUCCAGAAAAUUCCUCCAGUGGCUGUCUGAUAGACAAAUGGGCCAUUGGUCGGUAAGUGAUGCUGGACGUCGUCAUGCUCCACAUAUUCACAUCCAGCAUCAGAUUGUCCCACGUAGGAAAGCAUGACUUCGAUGCUUUCCUAUUGGGAGGUCUAAUGCGUGCGCAGCAUGUGCCGCGCAUGCUCAUCACGGGAUGCCGGAGGAGGCGGAGCCGUGAUCCAGCGCCGAGGGACAUCGGCGCUGGGGUAAUGUCAGUAAAUAAAAGGUUUUUAACCCUUUUAUUCACGUUGGUAAGGGGAAGGCAGAGGAAGCUAUAGUGCCAGGAAUACAACUUUGUAUUCCUGGCAGUUGUAGUAUCUCUUUUAACUGAUGUAGCAUUCUUGGGACUGCUUUUUUUUUUUUUUUUUUUUUUUUUUUUUAAUUUAUUUUUUUACAGCUUUGCAUCCAGCUAGUUGGAAGUACAUUUAGCAAUUACAGUGAAUAAUUUACAAAACAAAUGCAUAUUAUAAGGGUAUGUUUUGUAGAAGAUAAAGAAUGCAGACAGCCAUCUGCAUUGUACCGUUUGCAAAUUACAGGAAUUAUUUCCCUCUAUAUUGAUGAUCUGAUACUAUGUCUGUCUGUUUCUUUUGUCAUUUUUAUGUGGUUUGGCUUUCUGUAUUGUGGUACCGCCAUUAUUUCAAAUGGUCUCCUACAAAACAGCAGAGGAGUUUGGGGGAUGAGGUGGGACAGAUACUCUGGACUGUAUCAUGACGAGUUAUCUGUAAAUUCCAUGUUACUUUGACAUAAGCCAUGUCCUUGUUGUGUUUUCAUAGCAGCUGAUCCUGUGUGCUCCUCUUCCUGCAUUACCUGUUUCUUUUAAUCAGAAAUCAAAGUCUCAACCUGUCUCUGUUUAUUCUGCCCCCCCAGGAUAGAUAUGUCAUUGUGCACUCUUGGUUUCCCACGGUGUUCUUUAAAGGAAACCAGUCAUGGAAAACUUGUUUUCAUGGCCUGUACUUUUAAAUGUAGUUCAGAAUUAUAACAUAUGUUCUUUUUAAAUGUUUUGCUGAUGUAGCAUAUUUUUUAUUUUUUAUUUUUUUCUUCUUCGUCUUAAUCUUACUUAUUUAGUCUCUAUAAUACGCAAUACACCGGGGUUUGUUCACUAAGAAUGAAGUAAUAGAGAAUUGGAAACUAAAUAGUACAAUUUAGGUAAAAAAAGCUGAUUCUGGGCUAUUUACUAAAGUGAGAAUUCAAAGUGAAUUUCACCUUUAAAGCCCAAGUUACCAAAAUUAAAGGACCCAGACCACUUCCUCUUGAGAAGUGGUCUGGGUGCAGUGGCCCUUUAUAGUUUUAACCCUGCAAUUUAAAACAUGGCAGUAUUGUUAAAACUGCAAUGUUUUAAUUUGCAGGGUUAAAUACAUCCCAAUGUGGCUGUCUUCCUGACCAUCUCUAGAGGUGCAUCUCGUGUGAAAACCGAAUCCAUUUAAAUCAGAUGCUGCUCCCAGAGAGCAUUUAAUUGGUGCAGAGAGGUUUGCCGUGAACACUAGUUGCCCCGAAGCUUCCCUAUGGCCAAACAUUGGAUUGGCUGAGAUCAUCAAAAUUGAUCCCAGCCUGGGCGUUGAACCGGUGAGACCAACACUGCUAUGGUCUCAACUUUGCUAUUUUUAGGAUUUUUCAAUUAUUUUAUUUAUAGAUCGCCAGCAAAUUCUGUAGCACUGUACAAUGGGAUAAUUAUUGGAUAUGUUGAUAUACGGUAUGUUACUCCUUUCACUACAGUCCGGUGUUUCAUUAACAAAUACACAACGUUCAAUUCAGCACAUAAAAGAAGCAAACACAUAUGUGAGUCAUAGAGAUAGAGAUCUAGAAAUAAACUGUGGGUGGUUUUUUUUUAUUUUCUUUUUCUGUCUUAUAAUGAAUGGAACAUUGAUAGAGAAGACAUUCCAUGUAUAUUAACCCAUUGAUCCUGCUGGCACACAAAGCUCACCUUUAGAAUCUAUUAUUGGACCAAUAUGCUCUCUAUAUAACAAAGCAAAUUUGACUAUUAGGUUUAAAAGGAUACUCCAGGCACCAAUACAACUUUGAUAGAUGCAUUUGAUAGAUUUUGUCCUCAUUAAGAUGCUGUAUUUUUUUGCAUGCUCAAACCUUUAUAGUUUAUGCACUAAAAAAGGUUUUGCAGAAUGCUGUAUCAUAAGCCUGUCUCCUAAGCGACGCCUUUCAUGUCAGAAAGAUUUCUUAUCAACCACAUGCUCAAAGUCUCAGUCACAACAGCACUGAGUGGGAGUCUUAAAUUACAACCUGGCUGCAGACAGUCUGAGAAACUACAAACAGGUGAUAUCCUUCUCAUUCAGUACUGUCACUAGCUGAGCUGUGUACAUAUCUUUGAAAAGGAAGUCUUUUUCUGAAGUGCGGGGGUGUGGCUAAAGAGGCAGGCUUACGGUGCAGCAUUCACUCAAAACAUUAAUUGUUUCAUGAAAAAAACUAAAGAUUUGAGCAUGCAAAAAAAUACACCGUCAGUGGCAGAACUAAAGACAGGACCCUGGUGCAAGGGUGGCCAAAAUAUAGAUUUCCCAUUUGUCGUACAACUCCCACAAUACUUUGCCAGCUGUGGAUUUUACCAUUUGUCCAUCCUUGCAGGGUUGUAUUUAGAACUGAGCAGUUUUUUUUCUGUGUUUGAAUGUAAGCAUGUUUGUAUGUUGUAUGUGCGUGUGUGAAUGUAGGGGUGAAUUUGUGUGUAGUGUGGUGUGUUUUCAUGUGCUGUUUUAAAAGUUUAGUAAAAGAUAUACACACAUGCAAACGCAGGACACACACUAACAAACAUACAGAUAUACACAAGCAGAAACACAGAUGCACAGAUACGCACACUGACACAUGUAGAUACAUACAUAUACAAGGACUCACAGAAACACACUGACGCCCAUGCAAAUAUGCAUACACACUGUCAUGCCAAAAGCAUGAGUUGGUGUUUGAUGUGUGUUUAUAUAUGUUAAGAGUUGUUUUUUUGUAAACCUUGGGAUGACAUUUAUUGUGGUCUUUGAUCUUGCACCAGGCCUAGACCAUAAAACAUCUAGAUAGCCAUCACCAGAGCUGGACACAAGGAAUUUCAUAGAGUGGGCAAUAGACUGCCAGACCAACCCCCUCUGAUCCCCCCCAGGGGUCUGCCCACUGAGAAACAACUAGUUUAGAUAUAUGAGGGUGUUGGACUAUCCAGGGAGGUCAGUUAUUCAUUUUUUCUUUUGUCAGUAACUUCUAGGAGACCUAUACCAUCUAAGACUCCCACAAGAAUUCUAUAUGGGGUAAAUAUAUGUAAGGAAUUUCUUGUGUUUUCUCCUAUUUUAUUUUAUGUACUGUUUUGCAAUUUGUUAUCUGUAUGUCAUUUAUUUCUGUAUUUUGUACUCAGCACUGUGAAUCCUUUUUGUCAGAUUAAAUGUUUACUUAAUCAGCUUGUGUCUCUGUUCUCUAUGAGCUUCACUCUCCAGAGGAAAGCUCAGGUAAACACGUUACCAAAAAGGGUUAACUAUAUAUGUUUUAUCAGUAAAAGUAGAACUGUGAUACUAUAAUUCUCCUGUGUGUGGGGUAACCUAAGACGCCCGGGUUUAAAAGUCUUGGUGGUGGCAGUAGAGUAUGUACAAAGGGGGUUAGUGUAGAAGGGAUUGCAGGGGUUAAUUGAGUGGUUGCUGGGACUAGCAACAGGUAACCAGGGGUCUGGUGUCAUUAACCCUGUCACUUCCACACUCUCCUCACUGUCUCGGCUGGGCCUAUAGCCCACGCUCGUGACACACACACUAACACAUAUGCAGUUACACAGACACACAGAAUGAUACAGACACACAAACACCCACGCAUGCAACAUCUAAAUUUCUUAGCCACCCUCUUGUUUCCUACCUUCUGGGUCCAGACAGCUGCCUAUAACUCUCCCAGUCCACACUACCUCUUCUCCGCCUUACUCCUGCGCGGCUCUGUGUUAGCUUGGAGUAAAUGAUCGGCCAACAGAAGGGUCCCCUCAGCAUGUGUGCCCCAGUGCAGCUGCACCAGCGGUUAUUCCGCCGCUGUACAGCAUAAGACCAGAAUCUAUCAAAUGCAUUAAAAUCAUGUUGAUGCCUGGAGUGUUCCUUUAAAGGACCACUAUAGUGCCAAGAAAACAUACUCGUUUUCCUGGCACUAUAGUGCCCUGAGGGUGCCCCUCCCGCCCGGCUCUGGGGAGAGGAAGGGGCAAACACUUGCCUUUCUCCAGCGCCGGGCAGGGAGCUGUACUUCUCCUCUCCUCUUUGCUCGCGACGUCAUCGGCUGAAUGCGCAUGCGCGGCAGGAGCCGCGCGCGCAUUCAGCCGGUCGCAUAGGAAAGCAUUUACAAUGCUUUCCUAUGGACGCUUGCGUGCUCUCACUGUCAAAGAUCGGUCAGGUAGCCUAAAUAAUCCCGGUCUAGUAAUGGCUUCCACAAUGAUAUUGUAUAAUUUUGCCUAUAGAAAACUACAUUGUUUAACACGUGCUUUUUAUCUUUUGGCUGCUUUUCUGCUACUGCAAGAUCAAUUUGGGGAUCUGACAUGUGAAUUUACUAACCUGCUGUAGAGAAACGUAAAAAAAAAAAAAAAUCAAACCACAGGAGCCUUGUUAUCUGGCAUUUACAGGCUGACUUUGAAAUGUGAAGUCUGAAGACAGGCUUAAUGAAGUGAAAUGGAGUAUUAAUUAUCUAGAUGGGCAUGGUUGAAGCUUCACGAGAUGAGCAUUGAGAAGGGUACACGCACAAGACAAGUCUUCUUUGUAGUGACUACAUUUUUUGUUGUAUGUAUCUAGAGAUCCUUCAGACCUUUUAAUAAAUACUUGCACUGAAUCUAUGUAGCUCGUUCUCAGUUCUGAUAAUCAAGGGUUCGAAUACGAAUCCUUCUGAACAUCGCAAUUUGGCUGGACUUAUUUGUAUUCUUAAAAAAACGCGCCAGGCAACAUCACUACUAUGGUGCUUUGUAUUGGCUAUAGAACCAGGAGUGCUCUGAAAUUCCCCAUCCUCCAUGGUAUUCUUACCCAAGGGCCUGCCCCCCUUUAAGAAUAGUUUGACUUUUUAUCUGGGGUCUGCUGGGCAUGGCUUGGCACUUCCACUACAUCCACCAGAGUACUUCUCCUGCUUAGGAGUUUUCUUUGGCUGUCAGCUGAUUUCAUCAGCUGAUUCCUCUCACCCAAUGAGCUAAGCUCUGCACUGCCAAUGCCAUCUCAGACAGAAAGCUUCUUGCUCUACAUCAGUAGUAGAGGCAGGUAGCAGUGCCCAGCAAACCAUAGGUUACAUGUCAGUGUUCUAAAACCAUUCUAUAAAAAUCACUGAAUCCAAUGAUUCUCAUAGAGAAACUUUGAGUGCACACAGUGACUGUUGUCAACAUACUGACAUCGGACAUCAAAAUGUGUUCGGAAUUGAAUCAUUUGAAUUGUCUAGUCAGGAGCCUCUAGGCUUGGAAAAUGCAAAAGGUAAACGGCCAUGUCUACAACAGUAAGUAUGAAGGUCAGCAACUGUGCUCCAAAAUCUCUUCAUUAAGCUGAAAUGGCUAGCAUGUAAGUUCAUUGAGUAGGGCCCUCAACCCCUCUGUUCCUGUGCGUCCAUUUGUUUAGUUACAAUUACAUGUCUGAUAGUCCACCCAUUGUACAGCGCUACAGAAUUUGCUGGCGCUAUACAAAUAAUAAAAUAAUAAUUUGGGUGCUUAGACUGACCCUUUAACACAGGUUAUUGGUGAUUUUUUGUGUUUUUUAUUACAUUAUCUAAAUUCCUGACAAGUAACUGUUCUGCUCCUACGAACACACAGUGUAAUGUGCCUGCAUGUGUUGCUUUCUGAGUAAUAACAAUUUCUUAUCAGGUAAUUAUUUAGUUGGCAUCAAAGCAGAUCUAAAUAGAUGUCCAAAUUUCUUUUUCCAAGUAGCAAUGUGUACCGGCAGGCAAUGCAUCUAUAUCAAGGUUGACAAUUAGAAUAUACUACCUUUGAAGACCUCUGUGUGUGGGCUGGCUGUACCUCAAUGAAGGGGUCGUGGGGAGUGUACAAGUGAUAAGGGAAAGGUCAGGGCAAGAAUUUCUGGGAAUGUGGUGCGGAGACUUAGGAAAAGAAUUCUUCUUUAGACAUUCUAUCAGGUCUCUGGAAAUAAUGUUUAUUUUACCAUGGUUUGGGAACGGUUUUCUGUCAGAUGUGAAAUGUAUUAAUAGAUCUCUGCCCAUUAUUCAUCAUUAAAAGGGGAGGGGGUCAUGUUAUCAGAUCUGAAAAAUUUAAGAUGACCUUCCAGAAAGUAUUGAAAUGUCUACCUGAUUGAGCUCUGAAAGGAUCUGCCACUCUGAAGCUGUGAUUUAACCAUAUGUGUAAUAAAUGUUGCUGUUCAAAUAUUUGUUGUUGGGAUUUUUUUUUUUUUUAACAAUAAAAGGAAUAAAGCCCACACCUAUUAAUAGGUACUCCUCUGAUACAAUGUUCUCACAUAUAAUGUAUACAUUCCUGUCUGCAGCCAGCUUCCAGACUCAUUCUCAGUAGAUUUUGUUUAUUUAUUUUACCUUUGUUUGGUUCUUCUAUGCAAACUACAAUUCCCAUCAUGCCAGAUAUAAAAUCAAAUAUUGGGGCACUAAGUCACCUAGUAGGGGGAAGGGCUACUGCACAUCCCAUUUUAGCAACUCUGUCAUUCAUAAUUUCAUUAGUGAUAAAGUGAAUUCAAAGUGAUUUAAAAUUUAAGGACAACAAAUUGGAAUAAUAGCCAACGUGGUACCAUAUAUACAUUUAUUAUUAUUAUUAUUAUUAUUAUGCCUGCAAUCAGUGAGGGACUUAGUACUGUUUUUGGGUGGCAAACGAGACUUGCUCCCAGACACCUCAUAACCUUGCUGUGCAUCUUCCAUUUUCCGCCUCCCCAUUCCCCAUUAUUCCUUCCCUGUUUUGUUUUUGUUUUUUACGGUUUUUAUGUAGGAAAGUAUAUCAUAGAUUUCUCUCAUUCAAUAAACCCUAAACUGUGUAGGAUUUAAAUGCAAAUUGCAACAUUUGGGCUAAUCAUGGUGGCUUAUUUAACCUCAAAAUGUCCAUUCAGAAUUGAGUUCAGAAUUUAGUUAAUAAACAUCUUUGUGUAUUGGACUGACAACAAAGAUUACCAAAGUAACAACAUCAUAUUGUGCGGUUAGACAGACUGGUGGAACUUUUAUGAGCCAAUGGGCUAAAAAGCCUCCCCCUCCCAUUGCUUUCAUUGAUUGUGCAUUGUUCUCUUUUAGUUUGAAUAUUAAUAGGUAUUUGCCUCAUCUGCUGGGAUAAAUUGAUAUAUGACCGGAUACUAAAAACACGAGUAUCAUGAAUAAUAUAGAAGAAAAAAAGAGGAAUUGAAGCUAUAGGGAAAGCACUCAUAGUGGGGUUAACCCACACAAAACUACCAAGGUAGUAAUUACAAAGACAGAACAGUUGAGUGCCCUACAAAUAAUAAAAAAUUAACUUUUAAUAAAUAAGUUAAAAAUCAAGUGUAGAUAGCCUGAUAUAACACAAAGUAAUGAGAAAUAAUACUCUCUAUACAAUUAGUUGCAAUGUAUUAUAGUAUAGAGAUUGCAAUUCUAAAGUGAUAGUCCCUUGUUAAGGGUUAAAAAUAACAUCUAAACAUGUAAGAUAAGGAGUACAUUAGCAAAGGAAUAACAAAUACAGAGGACCUGUUCAAAAGUUUUCAGUGAACCUCUGGCAAAUGAACACUGCAUCAAUACAAUGUUGCAGUAUAUGAUCAACUAUGACACAAAUUAUAGUACUAAGUUCGGUCUAAGAGAAGUCAUGUUGCAAAUGGUAUUGAAUGACUUACCGAAAAAAGAAGUCUAUAAUCACAAAAAAUUAAAAUAAAAACUGUAGAGAAAUCUUAUGAGCGGAUUAUCAGUAAGUGAAAUAUCAGUGGCCCCUUAUCAAAAGUAGUAAUAAAGUAAAUGAUAAAUAGAGUGCCACAAAUACGUUCAUAUACAGGGGGGAGAAAACCCCAAUACCUAAAACCGCCCAAUUCUAACAGUCAUAUAUAAUGGGAUUCUGAGGGAAGUGUGGACAGUAUGGUAAGUAUCCCACACUGCAAGGUAUUUGCAAAGAAUCGCCGACAGCCCCUAAUAGUGUCAUAGUUGAUCAUAUACUGCAACAUUGUAUUGAUGCAGUGUUCAUUUGCCAGAGGUUCACUGAAAACUUUUGUACAGGUCCUCUGUAUUUGUUAUUCCUUUGCUAAUGUACUCCUUAUCUUACAUGUUUAGAUGUUAUUUUUAACCUUUAACAAGGGACUAUCACUUUAGAAUUGCAAUCUCUAUACUAUAAUACAUUGCAACUAAUUGUAUAGAGAGUAUUAUUUCUCAUUACUUUGUGUUAUAUCAGGCUAUCUACACUUGAUUUUUAACUUAUUCGUGAAUAAUAUAGUUCACAAAUAUCCAUCAAAAACACAAGCACGAUUAAUCACUAGAAUGUAAACUGUCAGGGUUAAAACCUCAGGGUUUAAAAGCAAAAUAUUAGGAUUGUUUGAUGUAGGAUAAUUUAAAAAGUGGAGAGAAAAUAUAACUACUGGAGAAAUGUGAACGCAUCAUCAAGAUAAGCUAAAUAAAAAUAUUUAGACAUAAUACAGCCCUGGCAGACAGAUGGUUGGAGGAGACACAUGGAUGUGUGCCCGUCUGACAGGUUUUGAAGCUAAUAAACAUUUUAAUUAUGUACACAUGCUUCUCUAGGUCUGAUAUGCACCAUUAUGCAUAGUCGAUGCCAAAUGGGGCACACAAGUAGCCUUGCAAAUCAAGUGGUACCCGGAGGACAGUAUUAAAUACUUGUACCAAAGAUUCUCGUUCAGGUUUCAUGCAAAACUGAAUACUCCCACCUGGAUUAGGCUAACAUUUCAUUAUUUUCUAGUUCAGUAAUCUGUCGAUUUUCAAACCUUUGAAAACAAGACUAAAAAACCUCCUCCUCCAAAAAAAGUAGUGAACAUUUCCGACCUAUUGGUACCCGUUUUUAUAUGUGUUGCAUGUUGCAGGAUAGCAUUAAUCUGUCCUGUUAGAAAAUGUGAAUGAGCUAACAUUUUCAAUAACUACUUGCAAAAACAUAACAUUCAGAGAGAUCAUUUUUAAUUUGUGGGUUAAUAGCUUCUUAAUCCAAGGAGAUAUCGGACUGCCAUUCUGGGCCCAAGAAGUUAUUUUUUCCUAGUUUAUUGAAAAAUUGGAAAGAGCUUCAAACUGUUUAGUUUUUUUUUUGCCUUCUUUUGGAUCAACAGCAAAACAACAAAUGUGAUGAAGGUGAACUUGAUGGACGCAUGUCUCUUUUCAACUAUGCACUAUGUAAAGAAAUAUUUUAGUGCAGAUUUUCGGGGUAUUAGAGUAAGAGGGAUAAUGCUCCUAAUGGAGUAUAGAUUUGUAGAAUGGUUGUUCAGCAGACUAAGUAGACCUAUAGUUGAGAAAAUUUCUAGUGUUCUGCAUGUCAUGUAUACAACAAGAUCACAAUCAGGUGGGCAAGCAUUUAUUCUAUAUACACUUUCUGUAUGUGAAACUGCCAACUGAUGUUCAAAUUUUAGGGGCACUAAAACCAUUUCCAGUAAUUUAAUUGUUUAUAGUGCCUGGCGGACCCUCGUCCUAUCCCUCCAUUCAGUGUUUAACUAUUUUUAAGUAGUUUAACACUAAUUGAGGGUCCCUGGUCCACUGCCUAGCCCCACUGGAUUGGCAGAUAGACUACACUUCCUUUCCAUACCAGAAAUUGGCAGCCUGGAAUAUCCUGGUCAGCUGGCACUCUCAGCUAUUUAAUGCUACCCGUCGCUGCUAAUGUUUCCUCAUUAGCCCAAGCAGCAAAGAGUGGGUGAGCUGCUGGGGACUCAUUUAGCAUUAAACACUGAACGGGACGGCUGCGCCAAGGGACUCCAGAUACUAAAAACACUUCAGUGAGAUGAUACCAUUACAUUGCCUACAGCGUCCCUUUAAAAUAUACUGAGUUGAAUUUCCCUUUUCUUACCUAACAUGGCUUUCUUAAAAACAUAGACACUGUGUCUUUUCGGAGCAGGAUGGUUGAAUGCACCAUUACAAGGCUGCACAAUGCGGUCAUGAAUCUUGCAAUGUAAAGAUAUGUAAUAGUUAUUUUCAUUCAACUUUUUACCCUCUUUUAUUACAGGCUCACCUGAUACGUCUGUUUCGGCACACUACAACCAACUUGCUCAUAUAUCGAACUUGUCACAAAUACAGCUUUUGUCCCCGACUAGCUAUCUAUCUAUCUAUCUCUAUAUAUCUAGAUGUAAAAAAACAGAUAAAAUUUGUAUCUUGUAAUACCCUUUUUAUUGGACUAACAGAAUUAUUUUAAGGACAAGCUUUUGGGAGAACCUCCCUUUCUCAAGUCUGAAGCAUUUCUGAGCAAGACGACACAUAGAAUUCAUAUAUAUGUGUGUGUGUGUAUGUAUAUGUGUGUGUGUGUGUGUGUGUGUGUGUGUGUAUAUAUAUAUGUAUGUGUGUUUCCCUUUUCUCUCUCUUGGUGAUCUUAACACAAGAUAUUUACGACCCUCUAUGAGAAUGGUGCCUAUUUUCUAUUUUUCUUAUCUACACUCCUGUCGCUUUAACCCCUGUAUCACAACUCAACUUUGAAUUCUAUGUGUCAUCUUGCUCAGAUAUGCUUUGGAUUUGAGAAAGUUCUCUCAAAAGCUUGUCAUUAAAAAAUUUGGUUUGUCCAAGAUACAAAUUUUAUCUGGUUUUUACAUCUACAUCACUGGACUAAUAAGGCUACAAUCUCUACUUGAAUAUAUGAAAAAAAAAUAUAUAUAUAAUCAUUUGCUAGCAAUUUGUCUUGUGUAAUAUAUACAACAAUUUAAAUGUUUAACAAUGACAACAAAUCACUUUGGUCUUGACAUUAAUGUCUUCGCUUUUGCCCAUGGACAAUAAUGGCAUUUGCAAUUAAGUAAAAAUGAUGGCUUGCUGCAGACAGGAUUUGUCCUCAUUUUUAUGCUCAUAUUUGUGCAUUAAUCUCCCUGUUUUUUCCUCUGCAUGAAAAUAAUCUUUGAGGACUUGCUUGGCAUUUUAUAGAUUUUAUAAUGUAGCAUUAUCUAAGAAAUAAUUUAGCUUUUUUAUUUUUUAUUUAUUUUUUAAUGGGAAAUCUACUUUUUACUUUUUUAUUUUCUAUCAUAAUGUGCAUCGGUGCUGUUUUUACACUAAAGGGCACUCCACUCACUAUAACCAUUAUAGCUUGUUGUAUCGUUGCAGCUAAUUUUGGUAUUCUGGUUUAUUGCAGUGGUUAUGGUGCUAGCAAGCUGUUUUUUCAAAACGUAAGGUUUUAAGUUCUCAGUUUCUGUGAUUUGUGCAGUGUGAACCAGCAUAGCAAAUUGUUGCACGCUACACUGAUCAGGAAAUGACAAUGUACACACUACAACACAACAUUUGGAUGUGAAUGAGUCUGAUUUAAUUGGUGUGAGCAGACUUCUGCUGCCCAAAAAAGUUGAAUGGGAAAGAUAGACUUCCCCAAAUGAUGUCCGGUAAAGCUGGGGAAAAAAAGCUGGGAGGAUUUUAAAAAGAUUUUCAGCGGUUCGUAGCAGCAUAAUCUCUACAACAAGCGGUUAUAGACUUGGUGUGUUGAUGGUCUGUCUAACCCCACAAGGACAUGAUAAUGGACUACCUUGGGAUUUACUGGUUUUCUUUAAAUAUCUUUUUGCAAAAUGUUUUGGAAUGUUCCACUCACUUUGUGAUUUUAUUAUAUAUAUUUUUUUCUUUCAGAUUCCUCUUCCAACUACAUCCGCCAGUUGGAAACCAAAGUCAAACUCCUCGAGGACGACAAUAAGGUUUUAACACAGGUACUAUAGCUAUUUUUUUAUUUUAUUUUAUGUAAUCAAUUCUUUUUCUUGCUCAAUAUUUAUUCCAUUCUAAUACCAUAACUGGGCAGUUAAUCCACAUGUAAUCACUUUUAAGCCAUCAUUGGGAAUACGUUAAUUAAACUGAAAAUUGAUUUAUUUUUUUUCCAUUGCUUUUAGUUUAAUUUCUUUUAUUCUGGAAAGAAAUCCAAAUUCUUGAUUGCUGCACUUGUAACGGUUACUAUAAUUGCUGGUAAUUGGACUGUCGAUUAAUUCCUUAAAUCUGUUCAGGGACUUGUGAAGGACUAAAUCAUAGCAUACUUUUUUUUUUUUUUUUCCUGUUGGGAGAUGUGUGACAAACAAAGGGUAGUUUGAACUGAACAUUUCUUAUAUCUAUAUAAUUUUCUGGUCUGAUCUGCUUCCUUGUGUAACUAUAAAUGAUUUUAAGAACUGGACUCGGGUUGGUAGCAGUGCUUGGUGUAGUUGGUGUAAGAUGAUGAGGGGUCCAAUGCUUAUGUUUUUGGGUGUGUAAUAUUCCUGGCCAUACCUUAGAGAGUGGGCUGGCCUGGAGGGUGCAACCAGUGACGUAACUUGACUCACUAAUGAUGCUCAAAAUUGGCAGUCCUGACAAUAUGUGUGUGUCCACCUGACACACAUUAACUCUCACACGGACCAUCUUAGGACAUAACAUGAGUGAUGCAUAGAAAAAGCCUGUGUAAUGAUGCGCUACCACUUUGUUGACUGGGGACAAUUCCCUGUUAUCCCUUAUCUGGGGACAUUAGAUAACAAAGUCAGGAUGGUGGGAUAGGACCCUGAAAACUGCUUUCCAAGACCUCAUAACUUCAUAUGGAUGUGUAACACAUGCAAAGUGAUGCCUUUAUUGCGCAACCUUUUAUAGGGUUUCAUUUUUUGUGAGUUACCAUCACUAUUUAUAAGUGAUAUUGGUCCAGGAAAACAUGGUUGAUCUGCCAACCCGUCCUAGGGUACAACUUUUUUGCUUCUCUGAUAAACUGCUAGGGGAAAAAUGUGGUUGUAGCGGAUGAAAUUUCUUCUGGGGUCAGCUACAUGUGGGACACUGCCCACAGCUGCUCCACCUCUAAUCCAAUCACAUAUGUUCCAACUGUCCUUAUUUAGGAUGAACAGCCCCUUGGUUGGACUUAAGUUGCCCUGUCCCCCUUUUUAAAUCCUAGAAUUAAAGUGUCACUCUUUGUUCAUUUGAAAUGUUUGGAUCUAUGAAAUCAUGAGACAAUUUGUGCAACAAAAAUAAAUUAACCUUGCUUUUCUUUAUACCUAUGCGUGAGGUUUGACCGGAAUAAACACAGAAUUAACUCUGUAUCUGCAAAUUCUGCUUUGGAUAAAUUAUUGGUUCAAAAUAGACCACUUUUUUCAUGUAUGUUUGCUCUACAUGUCUUACGUAGUCUCUCUCUGUUUAUAUUGAGACUAUAUAACAAGAACUUCGUUGAGACAUUGUAGCUUGCAGAAAUGCUAUCAAAAUAGUCCUAAUUGUGAUGUAUACACGCUAAAAUUGACAAAAGAACACAGCGUUUAUAUGUGACCUUUGUGCAGAUCCUUGUUAUAACAAAACAAGGGGGGUGCUGUUCGUCAUGUUGCUUUGUUCAAUGAAUUCUUAGGAAGAUGUCAGUUUAAUGUAUGAUUAAUGGAGUAUUUUAAUAAUAUAGGACUUAUUUAGGGAGUUUAUUGCUGAACAUGUGCCGCCUUUUUUCUGGGACCCUAGACUGGACAAUCUUGCAGAAUUCCUAACUUGUCCUUAAAGAAAUACUCCCACCCCACAACAAUUAAAUUGCAUUAUAGGGGGAGGAGUGUCGGGAACCAUUUUGCCUUCCUUCUAUUCUUUUCCAUAUGGUUUACAUACUAUUUCUUUCAAUGGGUGGGCAGUGAUAGGCUGAGAGUGUUAGCCUAUCACUGUCUGCUCAGUAAACAAUCCUUAGACUGCAGAGGCUGGUAGGACAAAAUAAUGGAGGCAGAGAAUUCGGGGCUUUUGGCUUAAACCUUGGAAAACUGUUUAAACCCUUUAGUUAAGAUGGCGCCCAGACAGUCCUGCCCUAGAACACCUCACCCGUCAAGUAGACACACACAAAUACUCAUUCAUAUACAGAGACUAGCAAUACUAACACCCAGCAAGUAGCAUGCAUGCACAGGCAGGCGCACGCAAAUGUACUUUGGAAGAUGAAUGCUUGUACUCAUACAUAUAUACAGACUUUUACAUGCACACGCAUCACUCAGACACACACACACACACCACUGUCCACCAUCCAGAAAUGUGAAAUUGCUCCGUUAAGCCUUUCUCACUUGUGAUCUAGGCUAGGGCCCCAUUCGCCCUGACCAAGGAGCGGGGGCCUUCAGUCCUGACACAGUCAGGGCAGAGUCGGAUUAAGAUUGCCCAGCGCCCUAGAUGCCAUUUUGGGAACCCCACCUAGAGCCCUGGGCUCUGUUUCUGUGAGUGUUGUGUUUGUGCAUAGUGGCUGCAAGCUGUAGGUGGAGAAGAUUUCGGAAGGCUCAUUGUGCCUGUGUGAGCUGGCUGCGUGCAGUGUGUUUGUAGUGUCUGAGUGUGUAUGUUUUGAUACCCUCCUGCCUGCCUUUCCUUACUGAAAGGGGAGCUGGGCCCCUGGUGCUCUGUUAAUAAUUUGGAGUUCUUUGUUGGAAGCAAGCUCUUGAGGGGGCACGAGGACGAUCACGGAGAUCUUUUGAUCUUCCUGUUGGCUCAACGAGGGCCCUUCACAACCAGAGCUGGAGUUGAAUGCACAGAGGAGCCCAUGGAAUCCCUGUUUGAGCCUGGGCACUAGGUGGCCUCCUAUGCAUCCAUAGACUUGAUAUGGAAUUGCAUGCAGGGAGAAGUGCAGAUAAGUUUUUAAAAUUGUGUGACCUACUAGUUCUGCAUUUUUGUGCUGCAAUAAUCCCCUGUAUUUUAGACAAAACAGAUAAUUAGAGUUUCAGGGAAAGAGAAGAAAAAUACGAAACCCUCUCCCUUCACAGCACACAUAACUGAACCAUAUAAUAUUCGGUAUUCUGAUUGGUUGGCUGCUUUUUGUUUCUAGCCAGUUAGAAUUGAAAUGACAAUUAUCUUGCACCGAAAUGAUAUUAAAAAAACGAAGACUGGGUCUGCUCCAUAACUAUAGCAACCUCAUGGCCAGGGAAUAUUCCAGUCUAUCUAUAUCAUCACGUGUCUGACAUUUCAUUUCCCAUAAGAACCUCUUAGCUGACCUGCUUUUUUCCCUAUAUAAAUUGAAAAGUUGAGUACAUUUCUGAAUAAAUGUCACUUAAAUUGCCAUCUCUGUGCAUAGACAAAAUGUUCACUUGUGGCCAUGUUUUUAUACAUGUAUUUUUCACAUGCUGCCUUCUUUAUGAAUACAUGCAAUUUUUGUACUUUUUACAAACAUGUCAGAUUUUUUUUAUUUUUUUUAUUUAUGUAGGUGCCAUUUUCAUGUAUUGCCCUGUUCGCGUACACGUGAUGUGCACAUUAACUCACAAGUGGCACACAAGGAGUCAUAGAAAAUCACUAAUUCUUAAUUUAGUCAAUGCGCUAGGCUUAUGAACGUUUUGUUUGAAUUUACAUGAAUAUCAUGUAGAUGUACCUGCUGAAACAAGUAUCCAAUGGGUUAAUUCCAGCUGGGAUGAGAAAUGCCAGACUCUGUUAAUCUUUGCAAUCUCAGCUAGCAUAGGCUUUGCAUCUAUGUUAACUGCAUCAGUGCCAGUUUAUCUCCAGAAUCUGAAUGUGCUGUGCAGGCACCUUAGGUCUUCAGUGCUUCUCUGUGAGAAGCAUCUAAUUGGACCAGAGAUCAUGAAGCAUCUCACCUUGAUCAGAAUCAGGCUUCAGCGAGAAGAUUUUGUAAGUGCUAGAUUACAAGUAAAUUAUUUUUAAAUCUAACAUUUAAUAAGAAAUGCAUCAAACUUAAAAAUCAAUAUUAACAAUAAAUAUAUUUAUUUGAAGCGAGAGAGUGGGUUAUUUACUAAAGAGAAAAUUCAAAGUGAUUUUAAAAUUUGAGUAGCCGAACUGACAGCAUAUCGUAGAUUUAUUUCUGAUAUUUUGACCUUAAAUUUUAAAUUUGUUUUUAAUUCACAUUGUAAUGUCACUUUAGUGAAUAAACCUGUCCGUAUUCCUUUAAAACGUAAAAAAAGUAUCACCAGGAUGUCAGUGGCUGCUGGCUGUCGAAGUCCAGCAGUCUCUCUAGUCCUAUCUCACAGAAUAUGUCUAGCAGUGGGUCCAUUCUCUGAAGAUUUUCAAGAUGACAGAUGCUACAGGCAUAAGACGGCAGUUCUGUUGUGCUGGCGAUACAGGAGAUUAGCGUAGGAAGCACAUGCCCCUCGAUGAUGCCUUCUGUCUCUUGGUCUUUAAGCCAGCUGGGCACAGUUUAGAUCUAAUGAUGUGCGUGGAACGGCACAGCGUGCAAUUUAAUGCACACCGGAUUGUUUUCAAAUUUCCUAUUCUCAGCUAGUAUGAGUUGUGUGCUUGGCAAAAGCUGCUUUCUUUAUAAAAAAAAUAUAUAUAUAUAUUUUUGUUUCAAUUUUCAGUUCAUGCUUUGUAAUUCUUCAAAGGAACGCUACAGUGUUCGGAGUACAAAUAUCUAUUCCUAAUAUUAUAGUGUUCUGCUGCCUGUGUAUGUGUCAGGCCCCUGUGAGUUUUUUUUUAAAAAAAGAGAGGGAGAGAAAGAUUUACUCAACUUAAAACUGCGCUGGUCCACGUGCUGCCGCUAUCGCCUCCUUGGCUGAGAUCAUCAAUCUUGAUGUUUUGCGCCAAUCCAGUGGCUCCCAUAUGGAAGCACUCGGAGGCUAUUGCGCAUGCGUGGCAAAUCACCACGUUGUGCCAGAUUGCAUCCCCUCACAGAGAUGCAUAGGAUGUCUGUACUUCAUCCAGGUAUUUCCUCUAGUGGCUGUCUAAGUGACAGCCACUUAGACUUAUGCAGCAUUAUAAACCAUGGCUUUUCUAUGAAAAAGCAGUGUUUACACUGCUGACUCUGCAAUGACAGGCUAUACUCCCCAGAGCAGCCACAUUGAGCUCUAUUUGUUCUGAUGACUAUAGUGUCCAUUUAAUUGUUUUACUUAUCGUUCAUGAAGGUUGUUCUUUUGUAUGCCAUGGGAAACCCUGAUUAUUCUGGACAGCGUAAAUACUUUGCUAACUCUCUGGCCUCCUCGGAGGCCACUGCUCAUCAAUCUUUCUCAAAAACGUCAGUCUAGGAUACAUAACCUCAAAGAACUAAUCUAUAUUUCCCUGAUGGGGAAGGAAAAAUUGAAGGGAAAAAAAGGCUUAAUCUCUAAAGCACCAGUCAUAUUUACAGACGUGUUAAGUUACACAAUUUUUUUGCAUGACGUUUUUCACACAAUCCUCUCAAUAACCUGACCAAGUGGAUUGAUUCUGUCACUUGAUGUCAGGAGGACUAUUCUAAAUUGCAUUGCAAGUGAAUGUUAAAUCAACUAUGUACUUUGAGUCAAACGCAAGCGGUUUAGCCCAUUCAUGAGCAGCACAGUGCUCAGUGUAUGGACAGCUUCUUAUCCAAGCCCCUGAUUUCAAUUACUGUCCCUCUCUCCUCCCACCAGGAUAGCAUUUGUGCAUUUAUCACAACUUGUUCUGAAGAUCUGCCUGUUUUGUCGGACAAAAAGUUUAUACAGUUUAUAACUGUUCAUUUUAAAAACAUGAUUAAGUGGAAAUCUAAUGCUGUACAAAUUAAAUUCAAGUCCCCUGCUCUGUGACUCAUGGCUUCCUUCUUGUACAUAUUUUGGGUUCUAUUGGUAUUUAACAGGAAUAGAUGAACUGUGUAGUAGAGUGCCCUCUGCUGGGAGCCUGCUUUAUUGUCAUCAGCUGCCUGUAGAUAUGCAUUUAACUCUGCAAAGAGUUCAAUGGAAUAAAGGGGUAUGAGUUCCAAUUUAUCAUCUGUCUGUCUAUAUUGUUUUUGUGAGAUAAGAAAUACAUUAUAAUGCCAUGUGAAAUCCCAUUGUAAAGAAUUUAUUGGCACUUUAUAGAUAAUAAUGACACAAAAAAUGAAUCUCCAGUUUCACAAAUGUUUUUUUAAGAACUCUUCCUGCACAGCUAACUGCUAUACUAAGCAAUAAGACCCGGUACUAUGGAUCCACAGGAUAUACUGCACUGAUAGCUCCGGUACACAUAGGAUAUUCUAUCUACCUAGCCACUGGCAAUUCUCUACGAGUAACUACUCUAUAGUGGACGACAAACCACAAUAAACCUGGAUGCUUCAAGAGACACACAAGCUCCUUCUUGGUAUAUCACAAACACACUUUAUUCCGCUUCAUAGACAGAAUAUACGACAGUUCUCCAAAUAAUAUCUAAACAACAAUCCGUGACCAAUCAGGGACAUGAGAGGCCCAGGGAAAAAUUUAAUAAAUUAUUACAAGGUAAAUCUCAACCUUAAAGCCUUACCUUAAAACAGGUAAUUGAAUUCAGGAACAACAGGUAAUGUUAUAAAAAAAAAAAUAAAAAUUAAAUGCUGAUUAAUAGAAGACACGAGGUACAGGUAAUAUGAGAAAGAGGGGGAAACAAUGAAUCCACUUAACAGACGCCACUCUGUUUCCCUAAUUGUGUACAGGGCAUGUGCCUGCACUGCAGGGGGUAAACCAUCAACCAUUGUCCCUGACUCAUUUACUGUGACACAAUGUAAUCCUGUAGAGUCUGCUUUACCUUUAACCCCUUAAGGACACAACUUCUGGAAUAAAAGGGAAUCAUGACGUAAUAUUUCCAUCAUGUGUCCUUAAGGGAUUAAUAUUAUGCAUUGUACAUGAGGCAAAACGAGACAACAUAGGUCCGAGAUGAUGCCCGACCAGCAACAGAACCAUAGUUCUGUCACAGUUAUGUUUUGGGGUUUUUCAUGAAAUAAUAAAUCAUGAUCAUCUCUCAUGACCUGGUUAUCUCUACAACAAAUCUACAUGAAAAAUUAAUUUCAAAUGCUUAAAGUUUACACUGUAAUUCUUGCUGUGUGCCUUCUUUAAGGUAAUGUGUUGUGCUUUGAACUAGAGGAUGAAGGGAAAAUUAAGUUAAUUUGCAUGAAAUGCCCCGUCAAUGCCUUUUCAAAAGGGUAGUUGUCAUGUACAUCUAUUUUUAUAUAAAAAUUAAAACCAAAAAAUAGCCAUGUAUAAAAAGGGUAACAUGUACAUUGUAUUCAGAGUUAUUGUAAUCUCAAACAUGACCGUUUCUCUUAAAGGAUCAAAUGAGUAUUCUUAUUUAUUAUUUUGUAUUCCCCUUGUGUCUGAAAAGGUGCUUCUCUAUCAGUUUUUCAUCUAGUUAAUGUAAACGGACAUGUUUUUACAUGGUGAGAGAAGGGAGCGGAGAAAGAUCAGUAUGUGUUUUCAUGGAAGCCCCCAUGUCUUUGUAUCUCACUUACACAGACUCUUUAUUUGUGUGUUCUAUUUCAGCACUCAAGCCACGGGGAGUUAAGGACUUUAAGAAAAGGUUUAUCCCCUUACCACUCUGAAUCCCAGCUGUCAUCGAUAUCACAGUAUCAGGAUCCCCUACAAAACGUAAGCAAAGCUCCCUGCGAAUCUCAAUUACCCAAAACAAGACUGUGCCGAAUGCUACAGACGUACGAGUAGGGCUCUGAGACAGGCUUUCAUUCUCUUUUGAGGCAAGAUGAAUAUUUAUGAACAGUUACAAUGGCAAGGAAGUAUUGUUAGCUCAUAAUAAAAGGACCCAUGAAUAUUUACCACCUGAACCCCAAAGUUCACAUUAUUUGCUGCUGAAUUUUCCCGUAAGUCACUCCACUCUCAUGUGCAGGAGAACGCUCCUAUGAAAGAGCAAACUGUUAACACUUAGGGGCUUAUUCACUAUACUAGGCAGUGCAAAUAAUUGACUGGAUUUAAAUUUGUUGGUCUAUUCUGGGUUAAAACAACACUCCAUACACCAUAACCACUUCAAUGCAUUGUAGCCGUUAUAGUGCCAGAAGUGUCCUCCAUUGCAAAGAGUCAAACCCUUUAAAACUGUUUGAUUUCUUACUUGGGGUCCACCUGGCGCCUAUCUCUGUCUCCACUACUUCUCACAGAGAGCUGGAAGCUGUAGUUCUUAAAGUGCCUGCAUUGUUUUUGUAUUUCCCUUAAUAAUUCUCUAUUUCCCAGUAUAGUAAAUAAACCAUUUGUAGAGGAUAGCUGAUUGAGAAGUGUGGGGGCCAUGACUCCUAUCCCUGGUAAAAUUAUGUCUGAGAAGGAAUAAAAUGAUUGCCUAAUGCUUCGCCUCUUGAAAUGUCAUGCAUGAUCUCCAGCAGGUUACUGCACUGGAACUUGGGUCACUGUGUGCUUUUGUGACGAGAGGCCAGAGUAAUAUUAACAUAAAGGAAGAUCAGAAAACAACUGUUGUAAAACUACAAGUUUCUUGAUACGCUGCCAGGUUUAAAGGGACACUAUAGGCAACCAGACCACUUCAGCUCAUUGGACAGGGUGCAGUGUCCCAGGUCCCUUAACCCUUUAAAGAUAAUUAUUGUAGUUUUAUUAAAAACUGCAAUAAUUUCCAUUGCAGGGUUAAUGCCACCUCUAGUGACUGUCUACCAGAGAGCCGCUAGAGGGACAUUCGGGUUGCCGCCUAACUGACACAGGAUGUCCUUACACAAUGCAUGGGGACAUCCAGCAUCACACAAAUCCCCAUAAGAAAGCAUUAUAUAAUGCCGUGCAUGUGCAUUUAGUCUCCCCCGCCGGCUUACAUUGGUGGAAGAAUGAACCAGCGCCGUUUUCCUGGCACUAUAGUUUCCCAAAGGCUGGAAAAGCAUUGUGGAAUUUUUAGUUUUCAAUUUGGCAACUCGUGUUGCAGAGAGAAUGACGCUGACAGGUGACCAUAUUGAUUACAUUGUUACAAUGACACCUGUCAUGGGGUGGGAUAUAUUACGCAGCAAGUGAACAGUCAGUUCUAAAAUUCCAUUUGUUGGAACCAGGAAAAAUGGGCACGCAAAACAUCUGAGUGACCUUGACAAGCUCCAAAUAGUGAUGGAUAGACAGCUGGGUCAGAGCAUCUCCAAAUUGACAUAUUUUAUGGGGUGUUCCUGGUAUGCAGUGGUUAGUACCUACCAAAAGUGGUGCAAGGAAUGACAACCAGUAAACUUGUGUCAGGGUUAUGAGCGACCAAGGAUCACUGAUGCAUGUUUGGGAGCGAAGGCUUGCCUGUUUGGUCUGAUCACACAACAAAUCUACUGUAACUCAAAUUGCUGAAAAACAUAAUGCUUAGAGGGGUGAUAGAAAAGUGCCAGAACACACAGUGCGUUGCAGUUUGCUGACUAUGGGGCUGAAGAGUCGCAGACCGGUCAGUGUGUCCAUGUCCGUCCAAAAAGCCUUCAGUGGGAAUGUGAGCAUCAGAACUGGACCAUGGAGCAAUGGAGGAAGGUUGCCUGGUCUGACAAAUCCGUUCUGGGAAACCAUGUGUUCUAGCAUUCAUGUGGAUGUUGAUUUGGCAUGUACCACUUACCUAGAGAUUGUUGCAGACCACGUACACCCCUUUGUGGCAUUGGUGUUCCCUGAUGGCAGUGUUCUCUAGGAUAAUGCACCCUGCCACACUGCAAAAAAUUGUUCAGGCAUGGCUUGAGGAACAUGACAGUGUUUAGGGUAUUACCUUGGCUUCCAACUUUCCCAGAUCUCAAUCCAAUUAAGCAUCUGUUUAGUGUGCUGCUAAAAAUUGGAUCCAUAUAGGCCCCGCUUAUAUCCAUAAUUCAACACAUCAAAGCUGUUUUGGCAGCACGGGGGGCAUACAAAAUAUUAGGCAUGUGGUUAUAAUAUUUUGGUUGAUCACUGUAGAUUAAGAUACCUCUUAAUGAGUAUGUUUUGUCUGCAAGUUCAUAUGCAGUGAUAUCAAUUUCACAUCAGAAAUGGAGCAGAUCACAGCCAAUUAGUCUUCCCUUAGCGUUCAAUGGGAGCACUAUUUGUAACCCUUUUGGUCUUUCUCAUGUGAAUAAAAUGAAAAACGAAAAAAAAAAAGUGGAUAAAUACUUUGUUCCUUUCAGAUGCAUUCUUGAACCUUAUGUACAGUAAGGAUUGUCUCUAAGUCAUAAUUUGUGUAAAAAUAUGUGUUAAAGUAUUCUUCAAAGUGAAAUUUGUGAGCCAUCAAUUUUAUUCCCAUCAUUAUUAUUUAGAAAGCCCCACCACUUUCUGCUGUUCUGUACAAUACGUACACUAGACAUACAAAUUAGUUGAACACACAAGUUUAACUUACUCAGAAGUAGUGAAAAUACUUUACGAGCUUACAAUCUAAAGAUAUGUCAAUGUACACACCUGACUGAAAACCUUUUAGAAGCGAUAGAUGGAGCAGGAGCAAAGCUUCCAUCAUUUUAUCCUAUCUUGAUAGGAUGGUUCUAAUCCCAAAACGUAAUAAAACAUUUAUUAAUUUAGUGUCUGUUGCCUACUCAAAUUUUCCUUUAUAAAAUACUCGUUGAGUUCAAUAGGCAGGAUGUUUUCCUGGUCUCGAUCUAAAGCUGCGUUAGACAACAAGACGACCGUGAUUUGAAAGUUCGUCUCUCUGUAGUAUAAAUUUAAAUUGUCUCCUGUUGCUUUUCUCAAACAUAUCGUAAUAUACAACAAAUGUUUUUAUUUUUUUUAAUUGGACGUAUUCUGGAAUCUCGGCAUAGUAAAGCACAGUUUGAAGUCACCUGUUCUUUCGUUACUUUCCUGACUAAAGACAUCAAAGCUUGUUUCCUUUCUAACCCCCACCCCGCCCCAAGCAAUCUUAAAUUAGGGAAAGCUAUUGACUCAACCCAAUCAUUGUUACAUUUCCUGCUUGAUCGGCUGAUUCUGCGGUUUCUAAAAUCCACUUCUAUUGAUAAAACAAACAGAAAAUUGUAUAUACCAUUGUUUGCAUCUCAGUAUAUUUCCACUUCGUAUAAUCAUACAGUGUGAUUUUUAUCAGCGGUGUUUUUAUUUAUAAAGAAAUUACAUGUUAGUAAAAUUAAUCUAUUAUACUGAGUUUUCAAAGGAAAUUUGGUGCGGUUUUUGUUUACUUCAAAUUUUAUGUAAUAAAUUUGAAGUAGUGGUUUGGGGGCAAGCAAUAUUUGUGCGUACUUGAUACUUACGGUUAUAUUUUACUUCAAUUCCUGCUUAGGGAGUUUGAGAAUGUUCAUUGUCUAGAUAGAUUCUGAUGCUUUUAAAAAGACAAACUCAACUGGCGAACUUUUUGAAUGCAAUGAAGAAAGGAAAGCUUAAAUAUACAUAAAGCAUACAGAUCAAUCCACACAUCUAUCUAGUUCUAAUGUUUUUUUUUUUUUUCUUUAUAUUUGAAAAUGUAAAGUCCUCCAGGAAAAUGAAAUGCCUUGCUGUGCAGAAAAGGUAGUAAUAUCUCCAACACUCCGCUUUUAACUGGGUCAAUGCAAGAAUAAAUGGUUUUUCAAUGCAUUUCUUUUUGCGUAGUUCAACAUUGUCUUCCAGAGGGUUAAUGCCAACAACAUGACAAAAAAUAUUUGCUCCAGAGGGGAGCAAGUGGAUUUUCACAGAGGGAGUUCAUCACGUCUAAUUUUUGGCUAUUUCUUUGUCUUCGUUUACUCAUAAUCCUCAAUAAUGGUAACUACAAAGCCUCUCAUCAGUAUUCCCCUUCCCUCCCUCUGCUUUGCGCUGUGUUGAAAGAUCUGUUUUUUUUUAAUCUUAUUGGCUCUUUGUGCAUUUCUGAACAGAUCCUAAAUAAAUACCCUGACUAUGUGGAGCUGAAACAGAAUUUCUAAAUAGAAGUACGCUAUUACAUCUACAAAUCUUCUUGCUUCCAUGUAUAUAGAAAAGGCAAUACACCAUCUUUUAAAGUAUAUCUUUAAAUGGAAUCACUCAUUCUGUAAUACUGUAACACUACUCGCUGCUAAAUCACGUCACUAUUCUAUCCUAAUUCUCCUUUACCUUUCUGCUGCUUUUGACACUGUUGAUCAUCAACUGCUUUUUCUUAUCCUUAGUAAUCUCGGUCUACGAGGUAUUGCUCUCUCCUGAUGCCCCUUUUACCACUCCCAGCGCUCUUUCAGUGUUUUGCUCUCUGGCUCUGCCUCUUCUCCCCAACCCUGCUCUGUUGGUGUUCCCCAAGGUUCAGUCCUUGGUCCUCUACAGUUCUCGAUCUAUAUUACCUUCUUCGGUAAACUCAUCGGCUCUUUUGACUACCAAUAUCAAAUAUCCCCACCCCUCUUGACUAACGUGUCUGACUGCUUCUCUGCUAUUUUUAACUGGUUGGCUGCUCACUUCCUUAAACUCAACCUGUCAAAAACAGAACUUCUGGUCUUUCCUUCCUCAAGUGUUUCUACUCCCGUUUCUGUCUCCCUCCACGUUAAUGGCGCUACCAUCAGCUCCACCACACAGGCUUGCUGCCUAGGUGUUCUCUUUGAUUUUAAUUUCUCCUUUACCCCUCAUGUCCAGUCGAUCGCCAAAUCCUGCCGCUUCAUCUCAAAAAUACUGUGCACAUCCACCCCUACUUAACUCCAGACGUGGCUAAGGUGUUGGUCCAUUCCACUUUCCUUUCUCACCUUGACUACUGCAAUCUACUUCUCAGUGGUCUUACGUGCUCCCAACUUGCCCCAUUACAGUCUUUAAUGAAUACGGCAGUGAGGCUCAUCUUCCUAUCCUCCCACGCCUCACCUCUCUGUCAGUCCCUGCAUUGGCUUCAAAUCUAACUUUGUGCGUAUAUUAGUGCUUCAUCUUGGUCCCUUCAAGGCUGAGGAGUUCCAGGCCUAAACAGUAAUAAUAGGUUUGUAAUCAGGUGCAGACUGGGUUGCCCUAAAGUGGCAGGCUGAGUACCUGGGCCAAAUCAUGGGACUCUAUAGUGUUUAAAACCACUGUGGCAAUCACUGUCCCAAUUGUUAAUCCAGUUCUGGUGUAGCAAUGUUAUGUUGGUGAAUAGUGGACUGUGAGUGCAUACCUUUUUCUAUUAGGAUGGAUCCCAAACACUGUGUCCCCACUCCUUAAUUUGUAUGUGAGUCAUUCCUUUACUUGCCUGUAUGUCUCUCACAGUGGCUGUAUGACAGUGAAAGCAUAUGUGACUUGUGCCUGCACAUACAUAUUCAUAAGGGGUUGAGGACAGAGGUGCAUCAUAUUUUGAGUUUGGCUCAAGUUCAUGAUGGACACUAGGGACAAACCUAUAUUCCUAGUGCUAUAGUGUCUUGUUGCCCGAUGAGUUUUAGGUCGCCCCCAUCUUACUGUAAAAACUUGGAGAUAAAAAAAGGGGGUUUUACUUAAAAAAUAAAUGCUAAUAAUAAUAUAACCCCGUAAGGACACAUGACAUGUGGGACAUGUCAUGAUUCCCUUUUAUUACAGAAGUUUGGUCCUUAAGGGGUUAAAGGCCGCAACAACUCCCACAAAGUCAACUGGAUCUCUCUGCAAUGAUCAAUCUAAUGCUUCAUUAAGACAAAAUGAUCUGGAUGUCUUUAGUUCUCCUUUAACCAUUUAAUUUUCUUCUGUCACACUGGGACCAGUUACAUUGCUUUAAGAAUUUCACCUCUGUCUUUAAGACAUCGCAGAUAAAAAUCAAACUGCAAUGGAACAGUCAUGACAAGUGACAGUGCUGGAUUCCAGUUACCUCGAUAAUUACUUGAUGCCUCUUCUAACAGAUAUUAUUUCCUGAUUUGGUCCGAAUGAUGAAAAUGUAGCUUUUGUCCUUACAGUAAUUCACCGGGAAAAGACAAGUCUGACUUGUCCUGAAACAUGAGUAUCUCGUGUUCUGGAGAGGGAGAAUACCAAUCUCCGCUGUAUUUGAGUUAACCAUAUUGUAUUCUGAGUAAGAUGUCAUCUUGAUCAGAAUCUAUGGACAAUUCUUCUGUUUCUGUGUUGGAAGAUUUUAUAAUUCAACUGCAGUUGCACAAAGAAUCUUCUAUUUCAUUUAAAAAAAAAAAAAUAAAAAAAAAUCCUUUUUUAUAUUUUUUUUCCACUUCUCUUCUUUUUUAAUUAUGGCAUCUAUAGGAGAGUUUUCACAAACUGAGACUUUAGUUAUUGAGUGGUUGCUAAAGCAUGAGCUCACUCAAAUGUAGUUGAUAGGUUGAACUUGGGGAAUUUUCUUUAUUGGGGAGUUUGGCUCACAUGGGUCAAUAUUUCUGUAGAGUCCAGGUUUUUAAGCAGACCCUUAGUUAUAGGAAAUUAAAUCUGCUCUGACUCUUUUUUUGAAAAUAUGAUGCAUUAGCAAGCGGGUAGGAAACAAACAGCACUCCAGCUAUUCUGGAGAAUGACCACCAUUUUGUUCCAGUAGGCAAGGUUUGCAGGGCAUCAUGGUAGUCUUGUCAUGCUAAAAGUUUCCUGUUUCUGAGGUUUCAAAGCAAAUCUUGUAUAAAUAUACUGAUUAGACAUACAAGAACAUAAGUAACCGUAUAAACCAUGCAUUUGUAUGAGCAGAAUCUGGGGGAAAAAAGGUAUAAUUCAUGAAAUUGUGACUUUGGACCAAAAGUAGGGACUACUAUGUUUAGUGAAAUCCUUCAAAAACAAGAGCUUAAAAGAACACUGAAAAUAGAUUGCUCAGGAAGCUUGCCCUUCGGUGGGUCCCUGCUUAGGUCUCAUACACGUAGCUCACUUGUGCCAUUACAAAGCAAACCUUAGCCACUUGCAUACAGUAGAUGAUGUGUUCGGUGGGAGGGUGAGCUGCCUUGUGUUAAAGGCACCCCUAUUGGCACAUUGCUGGUGGGAAUGCUGGGCGGGAUGUGACUGCUCUGGGGAUGUUGUGAUCUGAUGCUGGGAUGUGAUGUACUUCCAAACAGUUGGUUUGGAGGGUGCAGCGUAAAACACAAAAGUAAAUUCUACUGUUUGGGGGGAGACGUGUAUCAAAAUACAUUUCUCUCCUGGGUACCAUGUAACCUAGGUAUGUCUCUGGUCGCAUAUCAGACUAAUCCCCCACGUACAAUGACAAUCCAGAUCCGAAAUGUUAGCAAUUCCCCUUUGCAUAAGAGAUACUCAAGCCCAGAUUCUUAUAGCGGAUACCCCUCUCAUCACAGUGAGCGAGGGAUCCAUGCCUGGAUUACCUUUUUGUUUUUGGGAGGCCAAAGUCAUGUUUUUGAUGAGAUAAUUGUUGCUUGUAAAUGGUGAUUGUCUUUCUAAUACGAUGACUCUUGUGGUGACAGGGCCCAGCUCGUAUAACGACAGAGAUGUCUUCCGCAACGCCAGCUGGAUAUAUCCCAGUGGUACAGAAACCAGAAGCGGUUGUGCAUGCAAUGAAGGUAUGAGAACAAAUAUCAAUCAGCAUGGUUCAGAUAACACAUUUUAAAUCUGUAAAAGGAACACUAUAGAGUCUGGAACACAAACCUUUAUUCCAGACCCUAUAGCAGGAGUAGGCAACCUUUUGCACUCCAGAUGCUAUGGACUAAAUCUCCCAAAUGUUCCUGCAGCCAUAAUGCUGGCAAAGCAUCAUGGGAGGUGUAGUCCAAAACAUCUGCAGUGCCAAAGGUUUCCAAUCCCUGCCCUAUAGUGUGAAAACCACCGCCAGCGCUGGCCCCACCCCUUAUCCGCCUCCUUGCUGACAUCAAAAUUUAUGAUUUUUAGCCAAUCCAAUGCUUUCCCAUAGGAAAAGCAUUGGAUUGGCUGAAAUCAACAAGGAGGCAGGAUUGGGGGCGAGGCCAAACGCCGGUUUGGCCAAUCAGCACCUUCUCAUAUAGAUGCAUUGAAUCAAUGCAUCUCUAUGAGUAAUGUUUACAUCGCCAUGCAAAGCGUAUAGACAUUGAAUGGCAGUGCUGCACACUCUGCUUCCUGUGCAGCACUGACCCUGGAAGCACCUCUAGUGGCCAUUUGAGGAGUGGCCACUAGAGAUGUCCCUAGGGGACAAUGUAAACAUUGCAUUUUCUCUGAAAAGACUGUUUACUGCAAAAAGCUGUACUGACUGAUGGACUGAUUAUAUUGUAACAUAAUACUCACCAGAAUAAAUUUAUUUAUUUAUAAUAAGGAUCCGUUUUUUUUUUUUUUAGUUUUUAUUUUGUUUUUAACUUUUAAAAUUUCGGCUUUGACAUUUGUAUUAAUUGAAUAAGAAAUGAAUCGAUCUGUUACUGCCAACAUGUAGCUCUUCGAUUGUGUUUUUUUUAAAAAAAUUUUAUUUUAAUGUUUUAUAUAUUUUAUUUUGCUACAAACAACUCCUGUGAUGCCUAGUUUGCCAUGACCAUGUUUUAUGCAACUCUUAUAAAUUUUGAUGUAGGAGAAAGCGAGAAGCCUUCAAUCUUUAGCAGCUCAUUACUUUUUCACUAAUUAUUGAAGCAAAGAAAAUGCACAUGUGUAGGGUUGUUGACUAAGCCAUGAAUUGUCAGGCAUUGACCUAGGAAUGUAAACAAUUAGGAUGAAAUGGCAUAUUGGAAUAAUUUUCUGACUCGACUAUGUUUCUGUCAUGGCUACUUUGGCGUGAAAUUUGUUGGUUCUUUUCUGGCAAUUCGUGGUUUAGUGACUGACUCGAAGUGCAGUUUAAAGACUGAAAUAUGUUUUAAUCGUUUUUGAAAACCAUCAAUUACAGGUGGUCCUCAUUUUGCGAUCUAGCUGCUUUACGAUGGCUUGCACUUACAACCAGCUCUCUCGCGGGGUGGUAAGUGCGAACCGUUGUGGGAAUUGGAGGGAUUCCCUGCUCUGCUGAGUGAGGAGUGUCUGGGGUCUCUAUGGUCUUCUCUGCGUCACACGCUGCACAGAAACAAGGAAGACCAUAGACUUGUCAAACACUCUCUGCCCAAAGGUGCAUGUGUAUGGCUUAAGGAUCCUGUCAUAUGCUAAAGGUAGGGGUGAGUUUUUCUCAUUUUUUUUAUUAUUUUUUUAUACAUGUACUCCCCUUAAAAAUCUUUCUUUUCAAUACUUGAUGAAAGGGUUAAUAUAUAAAAAAAUAUUUAUAGGGUGACCGAUGUCCUUUAAAUUACUAGAUGGGAAAUUGGAGCAAGUUGAAAAAUUUAAGCCAAAAAUAAAAUCAAGAUGGAAAAACGGACUUAUUAUUCCAAUGUGCAGCUACUGUAUUUUGGCCAAAAAGUAGCAAUUCAGUUUCAAAUGAAUUGUUAACUAGUAAAGAAACCAUACAGUGCAUGCCCCCGGUAGUGAAAUGAAGAAAGACAUUUAAAAUUCCAUUUACUAUAGUUGAUUUUAAUACAUUGAUAUAUAUUCACCUUUAUUUUGUUCUCCCCAGGUUCUUGAAGUCCAUGAAAAGUUGGACAGGCCGAUACCAGACAGCUAUGAGGAAGACCUCAGUGAGAAAGAAAAGGCGAUUGUUCGAGAAAUGUGUAACGUGAGUGUAUAUACCAUGUGGAAUGGUUUAAAGGGACACUCCAUUGCCCAAAUAACAAAAAAGUCCCUGUGUUAGGAUAUGUGCCCCAAAUGAAAACUUGAAUGCAUUAAAUUAUACAUUUUUUUUCAUUGAUGGUAUAUCUAAAAAGAAGCUUGCAUAAGCUGCAGUUACCUGGCCUGGAGCCUUUCCAAGCUCUCCCCUUCUAUCCUUUCUGUGGCUGUCCAAUCACAGACUCCCAACGCAGCACAAGGAGAAGUCUUCUCAAGUGCUCUAAACAAUUGCUGCCUCUUGAGUUUAGCUUUACUGAGCUAAACAACCAGGAAGUGACAGGAUGAGUUGUCUGCCUAAACCCAGGGGGUGUAACCAGUAUAACUUAUAAAAGUGUAAAUUUCUACUGAAAGAGAAAGGAAAAAAGGACAGACUCUUCACACAUAAAGCAUUUCAGCAAGCUAAAGUGCUUUAACCCCUUAAGGACACAUGACAUGUCAUGAUUCCCUUUUAUUCCAGAAGUUUGGUCCUUAAGGGGUUAAGGGUCCAGAGUGUUCCUUUAAUGUUUGGUGUGAACUUCCUGAAUCAAAGGGACGUUUUCACUAAUAAUUUAGUGAAUUGAAAAAAUUUUCAAAAAUUGUAGAUUGAAAUAGCCACACUGUGAUUAUAGGGAAAUUGGAGAUUUUAUUUCCCAAUCAGUAAUUACUGCUUACGUUUUGCAAUUCGGUUCUCAAUUCACUGCUACUUAGUUUUUACUCUAUAAAUUCUAAACUGUUUUUCCACCGGGAAUUUGAUUGCUCUAUCAGACAAGUUUCCUGGACUCAUCCCUUCUUCUUGCCGAUGGGCAAUACAUGAAAAGAGAAUGAAUAGAAUACAUUAGUUCCUGGGUUGAAACCCAUUUACAGAAAACAGUUGUUCUAGACCACCUCCAUGAUUAAGGAAUUAAUUUCCAUUUAACAGCAUUUGUAUGCUAUAUGCUGUGGUGCAUCACGUUAUCAUGUGCUGCCUAUCCACAUAAAGAAGUGAUUUGUGUCCCUGAAAAAUGGAUGAUAGAGAUGCAUUUACUUGGCGGAGUGGCAUGAUUGCAAUCCAUGUACUGUGGAACCUCAAUGCUUCUCUAAGAGAAGCAUCUGACUGGGUAAAAUUCACCAAAAUGGAUGACUUCACAAAGUUCAGCUGCGGAGAGGAGACUAGCCUGUGCUGCAAUAAAUGUAAGUUUAAUAGCUCUCUGAUCCUCUUUGUAUUUUAUUUAUUUUUAACAAUAAUUGAGAUGAUUGAGCAAUGAAAAUCCGGCGGCAUGAUCUAUACAUCAAAACUGCUUCAUUAAGCUAAAGCUGGGUUAGCGCUCAGAGUAUCCGUAAAAUAAAUGUAUUUAGAGGUCAGAUGGUGUAAAAUGUGUAUGUAUAUCUAUACAUCAUACAAGAUCCAGCACACUCACUCAUUCACUAAACCGCAAUUUCAAGUGGUUUUUAAUAUAUAUAUAUAUAUAUAUAUAUAAUAAAAUAUUCACUUCAGAGCUAUCUUCGUUCUAUUGCACCUCACCCAUCUCACCCUUUAACAAACCAUCUAUAUGGCUUACCUGAACGUCGGUUUUGGCACGACACAACCGACUAAUUUCAUUCUUGGCCUUUGUCCCCCACUACAAAUAUAUAUAAAUCAUUGCUAAACACAAAUACACACCAGUCAAGUCAUAAGACUUGCUUUUCCCACAGAAAUCUCACUUUAACAGUGCUCUCACUACUGCAAGUGAUUCUGGGUAGGCAUAUGCAAAUGAGCUCAACAAAGAACCAGUCUUAUGGCUUGACUGGUGUGUGCAUUUGUGUUUAUAUAUGUGUGUGUGUGUACAUUUAUCUUGUUCCAUAUUACAUUUUCAGUUGCAUAAAUCGGUGUAAGUAGAUUAUGAACUACCUUAAAAUGUUCUGCAAUAGUUACACCCCCUAUUAUGAAAGUGUUCUUCUAUGGUCAUUCGAACUUUGCACAGUUACAACCAGUGGAAUGUAGGGUUUAGAUUUGGUACUGCUCAGGCACAGAUCACUUCCAUGCAGCCUGCACAGUCUGGUAAUGGAGAUUCCACCUCCGUAUCAGUCAGUUGGCUUUCAUUUGAAACCUAUAAAGGUCACAGUGCCUGGAAAUUAAUUUCUAUAUUUGUUCUCCGGCAGGUGGUGUGGCGAAAGCUGGGUGACGCCGCGAACUCCAAACCAUCCAUCAGACAGCAUCUUUCAGGAAAUCAAUUCAAAGGGCCUUUGUAGGAUCUCCCUUCCUCCUUGAUUUUUAAAGAAAUAAACUUAAGGCAGGUGGUGUACACCACAAAAAAGGCAAACUGUGAACAAUGUAAAUACACAAGCUCACGAACAAUGUGUAAGCGGGAGAUGGACACCAUAUACUGUAUAUAUGUUUAGUCAUUGGAAUAUGAGACUUAAAUAUUUUGUAAUGUAGUUCACUCACUGUACAGAUCCUGUAGAUAAGAAUUAUUAAGAAAACACUAGCCUGUGAACUAGUCUUAAGAUUUUUAAAAAUUGUACAAACAAUUGUUUAUGGAUUACAAUCUUUGUCUUAACAAAAAGACAUAUAAAUGGUUAAAAAAAAAAAGUGAGAGAGAAUAAUGCACUGUUUUGCAUUUUUUUCAUCAAACAAAAAGAUUUUUUUUCCCCCCAUUUUGCUGGAGAGAAGCUGCAUUUAAAAAAAAAAUAUAUAUUUUUUUUUUUUUUUGAGGUCCAAAGCUCUUUUUAAUCAGCCCCGGUAAUCUUCUCCCUUGAUCAAGUGCCAGGAAAUUCCAUAGGUGGUUGGCUCAGUUACUAUUUGCUAGACUCGCAGGUGACCGCAACCUUCUGCACUCCAGAUGUUGUGGACUAUAUCUCCCAUAAUGCUCUUAUCGACACACCUGGGCUAGAGUGACAGAAUACCUUUGAGCCAAUAGAAAGGCCAAGGUAUCGGGCUGCUUUAGAAAUCGUUUCUUAUAACCUUUGAAUCUGUACAGAUAUAAAGUCGAAUUUAAACAAAUUUUAACCUGAGACCUCUAGCAUGCUUGGAAUUAUAGUGCAAUAGCAGCAGAAUGUGACUUGUAGUUUCACCCUGUUCUAAAAUCUACCUCAGAGUAGAGAAUCAUUUGACAUAAAGAAAAGAGAAAAAUUUGUUAAUUAGUGAUAUGUCAUUAGUUGCAAUAUUUAGACCAAAAUAACCAAAUUAGGGAAACUUGUUCAUCGCUCAUUUUGCAGUUUGGCUUUUUUUUCCAGUUUAAUUUUCACGUUUUUGAAUAACAUAACCAUCAAAGUGGCUUUGAUUUAAGCAAUAAUUGGGUUUAUUCACUAAAAUGAGAUUUGCACAGAAUUAACAAGAGGAUUUAAAAUUCUAGGCCAAAAAUUGCAAAGAUUCUCCAGCCCACCUAAUUAUGUCAACCAUUUGCUUUCCCCUUGUCAAUUCUUACCAAACUCAGGUUAAGUAAAUAAAAAUAUAUAACAGGAUUGUUGUGCUUCUUGAAUGUUUUGAGUUUUUGGACAGAAUAUUAUACACUGGAUUAUAUUGUAAUUUGAAGACUUCUUGUAAGCAAUUGUCUCCUUCAGGAUAGAUACAAAAUGGCUGAUUUAGGCGUUGAUUUAAUAUUUUGGAUACGCUUUUCAAAUAAUUUGAUAUUUUUGGACAAACUUUUAAUUUAUAUUUCCCAAAAAUAUCGGAAUAUAAAAUAUAUAUAGAAAGAAAAUAUACCUUUUUUUUUUUUUAAUACUUUCCAAAAUAAUUUUUAAACGUUGUAGCCAAAAAUAUAGAAUAAAUGGAAAACCGUAUCCAAAAAUCUUAAAAUCUGGGCCUUAAUUUGCUUUUCAUGCAAGAACUUGCAUACUCAGAUUCCUGGACUAGUAGUUUGUACAUAGGUAACAGACCUCUUUCGAUAUAGUAUAUCACAUUUAGCCAGUAUAAAAAAAAAUAAAAAAAACCCUGAAAUGUCAGUGUGAGAAGCAUAAGCAGCAUGUAAACUUACUAAUAUCUCUGGCACUGUAUUCAUUAAACACAAAUAGUGCUAAUACAACUCACGCCUGUACGUUGUAAAAUAUAUGUUUUGCUAUAAACAUAUAUUUCCACAGAGCCUGGCGGAACAUUGAUGAAUUCAAAUAAUAGAUUUUACAAUUUUCUCUUUGCACUUCCUCAUUGUUGGCACACAGAUCAGGAAGUGCAGUAAUACAAUGAAGGAAGUUAAGAGUGCACCUGAGAAUGUCUUCCCCCAGCGUGCUGAAAAAUAUUAAUGUAAAUUAAAAUUAUUAGGGUAAUUUACUUACCUCCAAAUUGGACUUGAAUUCGUGAUUGGACACGUUUCAAUUUGUUUAUUAAUUCAAAGUAACGUGGAAAAAAAAAACCUGAGACUUUUUCGAACUGCACUAAAUUAGAUGUCUGCAGGAAAUAACAUGGAAGCUUAAAUCCCUUAUAAAAUAUAGAAUUCAGCUAAACUAAACAAGUUUUUCCUCACCUUUUUGCACCUUUUUUUCAACUUAUUAAAAAAGUAGAGUUUUGUAAUUGGUGAAUAAUACAGUAUGUUACAUUCUUCCCGAUUUUGUAUAAAAAUGUUUACACACACAGGUUUGUAUUUCAAAAUCCUCUUUUCGUGUAUAGGUAUCUUGGCAAUAGUUCCCAACUAACACAUGUCUUCUGAAAUGGCUGUCUGUAAUCCAGAAGCCAAGUUUUUCAUUGAUUUGUACAGAUGGAGGAUGGAUAUAUAUUUUGUAAUAAUGUUGUAAUAGAAUAUGCAGAAUCUGAGAGAAACUAUUUUUUUCCUUUGACCCAUUAUGUUCGAGGAUAAAAGAAAAUUUGUAUAUAUUUAUUUCAAAAUGAGGGAUGACUUAGACGGGCAUUAAUUUACCCAUGAAAACGUCUUUUUAUUUUUAAAAAGGACUUUGUAGUUGCUGACACACAUCAUUAGCAGAUAGUUACAUAUCAAAGAUUUUCUUGUGAAGAGCACACACUGUAUAAAGAGGCACAGUCUGUGACAUUGGUUAGUUAGAGACAAAGAUCAGCCUGUUUCUAUGGAAUUCACUUUGUUGCCAACUCUGAUAUCUGAUCUUGUGAAACGGUGAGACUGGAAAAGAACACAGUAUGCGAUGCCCACAACUGCCUCUGUUAUAAAAGCUAUUGUUUACUUGUAUAAAAUUUAAAUAAAUAUACUCUUCUACAAUAAA
This is a messenger RNA of Pelobates cultripes (western spadefoot toad), 84483 nucleotides long. NCBI's taxonomy places the organism in Eukaryota, Metazoa, Chordata, Amphibia, Anura, Pelobatidae. The record is from the annotation of a GenBank genome assembly.